AUGGAUGAGGGAGGAAAUAAAGGUACAGCAAACUCAUAGCUGCAUUUCAGAAAAAAAGAAGACAAACUCUUGGGAGAUAUGAUCACAACAUGUGGGCUCCCAAAGGGGAGAUCAUGGAUGUUCUGCUCCUCCCUAAGCAUUUUGAUGCUGCUCUGCUCUGUGGUUUGACUUAACCAUGGUUUAGCUCCUCCAGGCAGACCAUGAGUUGCAAAUCACACAGCUUGUCAUUUGUCUGAAGUGUGGUAAACCACAAGUUCACAUUCAGAUGACAUACCCAGCUAUGGCUUUGCUCAGGAUAGCAACCCAUUGAUCAGAGAGAACAAAGUGGCUGGAGGAACCCAUUCAUGCUAAGCCAUGGUUUGGCUUAAUCUUGUCACAUGUGUACUUGGGGCCAGUAACUUGGUGGAAAAUUUGUAGAAAUGUCCUAUCUCAUUGGUGUUGUAUGAUAUGCAUUGCAUGUAAUGCCGACAGUGUUUAAUUUCUAAAAUGAGAAAGAUCAGUGCUUAAGAUGGCCCGAAAGUCAUGUACUGGUGGGGGAAUGAGAAGCAGCAACUUAUUUAUGUAGUGAAUGAAAAAUAGAGUUGAAUUGUGCCUCUGGAUUACAAAUUAUAAAUACAGUGUAGCCCAUUUUGUUUGGAAGGAGGAGGUUAGGAGUAGUGUUAUCACAACACUUUCUCUUUUUUUGCAGUGGAGGCGGGCUGUGAAGUUGAUGAUCUCAGCUGUACAAUUAAUUAAGGGCUGGAGGGAGUGAUGGAAACCAGGGAAAGAAAUCAGAGUUUCAUCUGUGGGUGGAAAAAUGACAUCCAGAUGUUGGGUCUAUCUGUAAAUGGACAGCAAAUCUACCCAUUGAGAAACAAUGGAGCGAUAGACCUGGAAAACUGGUUUCUCAUAGGCCAGCUUUGUUGUUUAGUCGUUUAGUCAUGUCCGACUCUUCGUGACCCCAUGGACCAGAGCAUGCCAAGCACUCCUGUCUUCCACUGUCUCCCGCAGUUUGGUCAAACUCAUGCUGGUAGCUUCGAUAACACUGUCCAACAAUCUCGUCCUCUGCCGUCCUCUUCUCCUUGUGCCCUCAAUCUUUCCCAACAUCAGGGUCUUUUCCAGGGAGUCUUCUCUUUUCAUGAGAAUUCAAAAGCAUCAAUUCUUCGGCGAUCAGCCUUCUUUAUGGUCCAGCUCUCACUUCCAUACAUCACUACUGGGAAAACCAUAGCUUGAACUAUACGGACCUUUGGCUGGUUCUAGUUAUUGGUGGUCCAUGCAUGAGAUGAGGUGAAGCCAUUUGCCUAAGGUGGCAGAUUAAACCUCUUCCUCCUAAUAUAGUGCAUCCCAGUGGGGCUUGUUGUAAGCAAGCCCUGCUUACAGAGGAACAACCAGGAGCUCACUUUAAGCCCCCAGCUGUACAUUUGUAGCCAUGUUUUUCCCUGCCACACACCUUAGGUCCCAUAUGAUGUCAGGUGGUCAUGGCUUGUGGCAAACUGCUGUGCAGGCCAAACUGGACCCGUAAUGGGACUAAUUUGGUCUGCAGGCUGGAGUUGCUCACUUCUCUGUUAGAGCAAUGAAAUGAGCAAAGGUUUGCCCAUCCUGAGUCUUUAUAAAGAAAGGAAGACUUGACCAUGGGAAGCUUUGCCCGUUCAACCCAGUUAAAUCACACCACGGCUGCAAAAACAAGUUUGCUUCUGCUGCCCUGGUGCAUUUGGUUUGCGAUCCUCACUGUGUUUACUUAAGCAGCAAGCCCCAUGGAAUAUGAUGGGGCUUACUCCCAUGUAAGGGAGGUUUCCAGCCUUACUUGGGCAUAAGCACAAAGGACAUUUAUAAAGGAACGAAAUGAGCAUCUGUCUCCCCGGCCAGCCUCCCCCUGACUAUAAACAUGUAUUUUAAAAAAACAGAAAGGAUGCUGCGAUGACCCCCGUUCGCCCUCGUGGGCUCGGGCAUGGCAGCCCAGGUCCUCUGCUGCCCCCGUUGCCAGCCGCUCUCUGGGCGGCCAUUCGGGGGCGAGCUGCCCCCCACUGCCAUCUUUCUUCCCCCUCGCGCGUGUCAGGAGGCGCUGCUUCGCUUAUCGCUCGCUCUUUGCUGCCGACGCGAGGGAAAGGCAGCAGGCAGCAAGUGGCCGGCCAUCGGCCAUCUCCUCUCACGAGGCUCUCCGGGGAUGCUCCUUUUCUGAGGCGAAUUACCCGGCGGGAAGCCGGUGUGGGCAUCCGCCGACUCGCCCCGAGACCCCUCCAGCUGUGGCGCUUCCCACCCGCUCCCGCGCUCCUUCGCCCAGCCGGCUUGCUCCUUUUCGCCUCGGCGUGUGCGCGCGCGCCCGCCUUUUCCCCUCAGUCCCAGCCGGGCUGCUUUUCUCCCCCCCCCCGCCUCACCGCCCCGCUUUCCCUCCCUCCAGGCGCAUGGCUGGCUGAGGGCGGCUCGGUGGGCGCGCAGGGACAGCCUCCCGCAGGAUGAAGAAGAGCUCGGCUGGUGGCAGGAGAGAGGAGAAGCUGCUCGCAGCCCAAGCCCAGCCCGGGAGCGGUAAGUUCGCGAGGGGAGCCUCGGCGCCCGCCCUCGUCCAUAUUCCUCUCAGGUUUGGGGGGGGGAGAGAGAAAGGGGACGACAAUCCCCACGCACUUCUCCCUCACGGAGACGAGACGGAACCUGCCCUCUGGGGCUUAAAAGGCGGGAAGCGGGACGGCGGGGAAUCUGCGCGGCGGUCUUCCCGCUGCCUUGAGGCGCCUCUCGCGAAGGCGGCAAAAAUAGGCGCGAAAACGGGAGGGGGUGGGCGGAGGAGGGGGGGGGGAAAGGCCCGGUUGAGAUGAAUGGCGACGCUGGGCAGAUGGAAGUUUCCAAAUUAAGAAGCGCGUCUUGGAAUUGUUGUGGGAACAAUUCGGCGUUCCUUGCAAGAAUGGUGGAGGGGGCUCGGCGCGGUGCUGUGGGUCUGGGGUCCUUGGGAAGAAGGACUGCGCCUCCUCAGAGACGCGCCAGAGCCCCCUCGCCUGCUCUGCUCCACGACGCCUGGGACUUGGGCGAAUAUUUGCCCCGAGCUUUCCCGCCCUGUGACUCUCUGCUGGUGGGACCUGCUGGUGCGCGAAGGGCUCCUGAACUGUUUUGUUUCUCCUGAUGGCUUUUCUUUCUAGUUCUUGCCAAAGGACGAAACUCUCUUUUCCCUGCUCGCUCUCUGCCUCCCGUGCAUUUAAGCUGAAGGACCUUUGAUUUGGUUGUACUGUGUGUCUCCGCUGAUGUAGCGAAUGCAUCCUUAAGCUCAGAUGGGAAAGGGCUGCAGCUGAAACCUCCCAAACUCACCCUCUGAACUGGAUCCAGCCUUUCCACUGAAUCUCAGUGCAGUGCCCUUCUAUCUGUGCUCCGAGGCAUUGGGUUGUUGCUGUUGUUUAAUUCGUAUGAGGAGUCCUGGCACUGGAAACAGGUACCCGAGACUGAGAACUCUGGUGAGCAAUGGCUAAAAUAAGUUGAGCCAGUGAUUUGUUAUAAAAGCACUUAGGAAUGCCAAUAAAUCUCAAAGGGAGCGCUCCAAACCUUACUGGCUAGCACGUUCAGGAGCUUCAAUGCUUGGAAAGCAUUUUUAAAAUAAUACAUUUUCCCCCCCUGUGGGCGGAAGAGAGAGGUGUGUUUUGUUGGCUUAUCUGGUGAGAAUUCUGCAGAACCUGGAGCAAGAGAAAAACAGUUUGUUCUGAUUUCAGAUCCUAGUGUUUGUUGAUAGGUGAGCUAUAGUUAGUACAGUCGGAGCAAAGGAUGCAUAUUAUUUUUUACUAAUAAAAGCUUUCCUGUCUGUGUCAUAUAUGCUGAUGUAAACAACCAGUUACAUAUUAAGCUACUGGCUUGACAUCCAUAGAGAGAAUGACACUUUCUGGUUCAUUUCAUUGGUCUUUCAAGAUUGCUGUUUAACUGUACCAAACACAAAGCAAUUAAUUAAACCAAAAUGAAUAAUUAAAAAUUACGGAGCUGCAGUUUGGGGAAAAAAACAUUUUGCUGUUUGUUGCUGAAAGUCUUUCCCCAGAAAGUAACUUUGGUGCUUGAGGGGGAAAGUUAGUGUGGAAAUGCUUUAAGAAAAGGUAUAAAAUAGUUAACAUUUGGUGAUGAUCCUGUGGCAGGGACUUGGCACUACUAACGCUGCUUAUUAAAUGGCGUAAUUGUCAUGGGACUUAACAAGAGCCAGAUUUUUGACUCUUGGAAAAUGAAAAUUUACAGCGGUUUCUCAUAGUCCUCCUCUGCACCUACACCUGCCUCCUACCUACUUUCAGUUACUGUGGCUUUCUCAUUACACUGUCACUUUGUGAAAGGCAUACAAAUGCGUCAAGCAUUAAGUGACUGCUCUGAGAAAAUAACUAUGCAUGAACUAUCCAAUGCAUAAAGUACAAAGUUAAAGGAAAGAUGCAUUUGGGGCUACAUGCCUACACCCACUGACUAAAUUGAGACAGAGGGUUAUUGGUCUGUGCUUGUUUUUGUUUUAUUAUAUAUUUUGUAACCUCAUUUUGUAUUUUUCUGUUGUGAGCUGCCCCAGGAUCUUUGGAUGGAGGGCAAUACAAAAUUUAAUAAUAGUAACAAUAAACAAAUAGGACUUCUUGGGGGUAGACAUUGGCAAGCACUGCUAUCUCUCUUUAACCUACACUUCACUCCCUAGACAAUUGAUACUUAGAAAAAUAAUAGGGAAACCCAUUAAAAUCUGAGUAGGUGUUUAAGAUGGAUGGGCAAUUCAUAAUCAAAGAGUUGGAAGGGAACUGCAGGAUCAUCUAGUCCAACCCCCUGCAAUUCAGGAAUAUGCAGCCAUCCCAUACAGGCAUUGAACUUGCAACCUUGGUGUUAACAGCACCAUGCUCUAACAUGGUUCCAUAGCUAUAUGGAAGCUAAGACACAGAUAUGUGGCACAACCCUGAGGUCAAAUAGGGCACCUGUGAUUUACUCAGAAGAAAGUUCCACUGAAUUCAGUAGGACUUUCUCUCAAGUAAGUGCAUGUAAGGCUGCAGCCUUCACAACCAUGUAAAGUGAGUUAUUUACAGUCCAGUCCUAUGCAUAUCUACUAAGGCAGGCAUCCCCAAACUCGGCCCUCCAGCUGUUUUGGGACUACAAUUCCCAUCAUGCCUGACCACUGGUCCUGUUAGCUAGGGAUGAUAGGAGUUGUAGCCCCAAAACAGCUGGAGGGCCGAGUUUGGGGAUGCCUGUACUAAGGAAUACAUAGUUUAUUUAAUGUUUGUACCUCAUGUUUUUCAUAAAGUCAAAGUCAAAACACCUUGCCCCCCAAAACACCCAAAGUUGCCCAAUGCUAUGCACUGGAUUUUGAAGCUUAGCAGAAUUUGAACCAGGGUUUGCUGAAUCUCAAACUUUUAAAGCCACUUUAUUGCAAAGUUUUUAAAAUGCUAGCAGGCAAACAAGCUUCUGGUGUGUUGAUUUUUAGUGUGUUCCUGGAAACUAUCAGAAAUAUUUGCUUUGUCCAUGUGGCUUUAGGCAUGGUGGGUAGCACAACUGUGGGGUGUGAAUUAUAUUUAACAGAAGAUUUGUUAACACUUGUGAUUUCUCCCAUCUGAAUCCCUUCCUUAGCCAAGUCUAGGAUUUUUAGCAUUAACCAUGCCCCUGACUAGCGCACAGCAAAUAGUGGCAAUGCAACUAAAAUUGGCUACAGUUUCAGUUGUAGACCAGUUUGUGUCCUUCUUCACUAAACAUAGCCCACCAGCCAUGUAUUGUGUUGAGUCAUGAGCUUGACAACCUCCUAUUUUAUUUUAUUUAGCUUCAGGAAGACAACAAAACCAAGAGGCAUUUCUUUCUAAAAUGAUGGAAAUUCCUUGUCUCUUCAUUGCAUGUGGAAGAUCCCAGGUUUUCCACCAGGUAGACCUGGGAAAUACUCCCUGUCUGAAACCCCGAGAGCCACUGCCAGUCAGUGUAGAUCAGUGUUUCCCAAACUUGGGUCUCCAGCUGUUUUGGACUACAACUCCCAUCAUCCCUAGCUAGCAGGACUAGUGGUCAGGGAUGAUGGGAAUUGUAGCCCAAAAACAGUUGGAGGUACAAGUUUGGGAAACACUGGUAUAGACAAUGCUGAGCUAGAUGGACCAGUCGUCUGACUUAUAUAAAGGCAGAUUCCUGUGUUCUCACAAAAACUGAAGGUUUGUGCCUGUGUGGUUAAACUCCCUAUAAGCUAUGUGGAGAGCUACUCUCACAAACAACUUACCUUGUGUAACUCUGCCUGUAAAAUUGCAUUAUAGGCAUCUGAUCACAUAAAUGACUGCACUUGUGAAACAAAUUGAAGCAAAUUUCAGUAAGGAACCUUUCAGAUACUGAACCCAAGUCACCCUCUUGGCAGAAUCCUAUACAUGUUCACUUGUAAGUAAGUUUCAUUGUGUUAAUGUAGUUUACUGCCUUGUAAAUGUAUUUAGCAUUGCAGCCAAUCUUACUCAAUAAACUAAUUAAUAAAUUACCACAGGCACAUAGAUACAUGCAAGUUCUCUCAUGCUUGCCUCAGAUUAACUUGGCAGUGAUUCAGUAACUUUUAAAAAGUUCAGAUCUUAUACGAUUUCUCCAAACCCAUAUUUGCCAUCUUUCCCAUUCCCCACAGAAACAACCCCCUCUAAAUACAUUAUUCUUUUCCUUCCUGAUAUGCAAGCUGCUAUAGUGGAAACAAGAGCAGGGGUGCUCAGGGUGAGAAGGGGCAGUUCCAUCCCAGAUGGCAGCACACCAGGGCACAAAGACCAAUCAACAUGGGAUGCAUAGUUCUCCCACAGGCUGCUGCAAUAGGUGGGGGAAACCCUCACUCUGAAAAGGGAAUGGGGGAGUGUGGAUUGACAGGGAAGGUGGAUCACAAUAGGUGCAGGGGUGGGGGAGUUGGAAAUAUUUACCUCACCUGGAUUUUAUUUUGAGUCAAAAGGUUAAUUUUGGUGCUUGUAAAGUUUGCUGCUUUUUGAGGAUAGCCCUAUAGAAUGUUCCCAAGCCCUAGCUCAGAGAAUUUUGCUAGCCUCUCUGUGAGCAAGCUACAUGCUGUACUCCACUACAUGUCAUGAAGCUGCAGUGGGGCCUUAUCCAUUGCAAAUUGGCCUGGCUGCUUUUGUUCCAGACCUGCAUUUAUCUGGCAAAUAUAGCUGUGGUGGCCUGAAGGAUGAAAGCAGCACUCUCUCUUUGUUUGUGUAUUUGUGAAAGAAUGUUUCACGGAAUAAGUAACUAGGAAAGGAAGGGAUAAGCAUCCCUUUCUUGCCUACCCUCCUAUUACUUAUCAAGGAAAAUAGAUAUAUUGGGACUUUGUUGCAUACAGCUGCAAUGUCAUGUUCAGAUUUGUCCCUUAAAAGAUGCAGGAACCAAAGGCAAAACAACAACAGAAGGUUGGGUCUUAGGUUGUGUAUUUUGACUUUAAAUGCAUCACACACAGCCAAUGGCUAGCUUGGAAUCUACCAAGAAAAAAACAGAACAGCUGAGAAACUACGAUCAAGCCAUUUAAGCAGAAGGACAUAGUAAAAGGGGUGGUUGUGACAAUGAGUUGAAAGGAAAAGAGUGCACUACACAAAUUGGAAUGUUCUUAUUCUUAUUUCUUAUUUCUGGUUGCAAGAUUUUAUUUAUUGAAUUUAUAUACCGCCCUGGACCUGGACAUCCCAGAUGUAUAAGAUAACACACUUUAUUUAACAGUCUUGAGAGGUUAUCCCUCUGGUGGGAGAAAGAGCAAAACAAUGGUUCCUUCUAGAGAGGAUGGAUUUGGGGUCCUAGGAACAAGUACUUGGUGCACUUUAGAGAUGGUGUGUGGACAGGAAAGGACUUCCGAUCUGCUAUACCUGCAAAAGUGACAUCCAAGCAGCAAUCGAUGGUUAAUUAGUAGUGAUGGUGGUGCUGGGGUUUUUCUGCUCGAUCCUACACAUGUAUGCUUAUUUGGAAGUAAUUCCACUAUGCUAAAGAGAUAUUUCUCUUGGGUAAGUGUGCAUAGGAUUACAGAUACGAUGUGCAAUCCCAAUAAUUUAUUCAGAAGUAAGACCCGCCGAGUUCAUGGGGGGGGGGGGGAGACUCACUAGAAAGUAUGCAUAUGCAGUAUUAGAAAUGUUUAAACUUAACUUUGUAUGAGUAAUGUUUAUUAGUUAAAUCAGGGGUGGAGAACCAAAUGUGUCCCACCAGGUCUGCAAGGAUGUUUUGGGCAAGCCACUGCCACCUACUUUACACCUGACAUCAUAUAUGACAUCAUAUGUGUGGGGCAGGUAAGAAUGGGUUGAACAAGCCCUUUAAAGUGUCUCCCCUCACUCCUGCAGGUGAACUUCAGCAGGUGUCAGCCAUCUGAUGUCAGAGGAUGGCUUGGGGGGAGGGGAGGGAGAAUGAUGCACAGAAUAGCUUCCCAGCCCAUAGCUGGUGGUUUCCUGCAUCCUACUAAAAUUAUAAAGAACUAUGCAGUCAUGAUGCAGCAAAUAGUAAUAUCAAAAUACGUUUCAUACUUUUUUUAAAACACCACCACCACCAAAUGUUUAUUGGUUUUCAAACCAGUGAAGUACAUACUGUAUUACUGUUGUUUUCUUACACAUUUUUCUCCUUUACCUUAUUUUAAAGACCAUUUAUUUUCUCCUGAUUAAUAACUUUUAAUUAUAGAAAUAGCUUUUGCAGACUUUAGUGUUAGGUUUAGAUUUGGGAAAUUGAGAUUCACAUCCCUGUCCAGGAGGAUGGCUAUUUUUGGAAAAGUCACUUUCUGAACCUAACUUACCUCACAUAAUUUUCUGGAGCUUAAAUGCCACUUUUACCUUGCUGGAAGGCCAUAAUAAAAAUACAAGUAAUAAUAUUUAAGAAAAAAUACGAUAGAUAGAUAGAUAGAUAGAUGAUAGAUAGAUAGAUAGAUAGGUAAUAACCUUGAAGUAUGUAUUGAAGGUAUAUGUUGAAGUUUUGAGCAUCAGGUUAGCACUUCUGUAUUAUCUACUGAACCCAAAACUCUGCACAAAUGAUUAUCAGAAUCUUAGCCAGGUUACUCUAUUUAAUCUUCAACUUCAAAGAAACACUUCACCCUCUUAAGUGUGACUUCUCCAAAUAAAUUUUAGCUUUGGUUAAGAAUGCUGAUGAUUCCCUUUAUCAGCACUGUGGUUUUAUUUGAAAUAGCCUUGUUAAAGAAAAACCCACAGGGGUGACAAAAUGGAAACUAGUAUUUAUCUGCCUUAUAAUGAAUUCAGUAGUGCUUGAUUUAGCAGUAUUUUAAAGCUAUAAACAGAAUUGGGUUUUUAGUUUAUUGAUGCAUGAAUGGAAAUAUGAAAUGACAUUUGCAGGGAUGCUAAGGGCGGCUAAUACAACUCAGAAUCCAGAGCAGAGAGAAGGAAGAUACAAGAAAUAGUAAUCAGUUAGUUGGGAAAUUGUAUGAGUCCUUUCUAAAUUUCUGCAUUUGCUUUGACACCAGAGUAAACCCAUUUCUGCAUUAUCCCCCAAUGUAAAUUUGCUUCAUUUAUUCUGAAAGCAGCAGGAAUUCAAUGAGCUUAGCGGAGUUCUUUUUUUUUUACUUUGCUACAAUUAAGUAGUUAGAUCGGUGUUGCUUUGUUCUUUCAUAUUGUCACCUGAGCCCUAAAUAUUCCCUCUACCACCAUAUUUUUCCGCAAUGCUGGUGUUCCUCCAUGGAAGUCAUUUGCACAGCUGUUCAGAUGCAUAUAGCUGUUCAGGUGCAUGUAACAGAAUGGCUGAUCCAACCAAAGCAUUUAUAUGCUGUCACAAAAACUGUUGGAAAUGGGUUGUAAGCAAUAUUUAUUUACCCAUCUUUUUCUCCUGCUAGUUGUAAGUGUGCAUUACACAGUAGGCUGAUUUAUUUCAUACAAAGCUGUUGCUUUUGGCUGAUGGGAACUUUUACCACCUCGAAUCUUGGGGCAUAUGGCAUUUUCAAGCAAAGUGAUCAGUGUUUCAUAGUUUUGACAAUUUCCCCUCUAUUUUGUAAGUGUACAGUGUUCAAAAUUCCCCAGGCGCCAGCUGUAUUCUGCGAGUACUGCUGGUCCAAUUGCAACCAUGGGGAGAUUUCUGGAUGCCAGGCUGGCAACUGACAUCUCCAUCUGGCUGGCUCCUCCAGCUUUCUUAAGGAAGUAAACUGAAGAGCUUAUUUAUUGCAUUUAUAUCCAACCUUUUUCUACAAGGAGUACAUGGUUCACCCCCCUCCUCAGUUAAUCCCUACAACAACCCUGUGAGGUAGGUUUAGAGGCAGUGGCUGGUCCAAGGUCACCCAUUGAGCUUCAUGACUGAGUGGAGAUUUGAACCCUGAUCUCCCAGGUACUAGUCUGACUCGUUAACCACUACACCACACUGGCUAUCUAGAGUACUUCUGUCAUGAGGCAGCUAUUUAAAUUAAGUAGGUACAGUGGUACUUCGGGUUAAGUAAUUAAUUCGUUCUGGAGGUCCGUUCUUAACCUGAAACUGUUCUUAACCUGAAGCACCACUUUAGCUAAUGGGGCCUCCUGCUGCCGCUGCGCCGCUGGAGCUCAAUUUCUGUUCUCAUCCUGAAGCAAAGUUCUUAACCUGAAGCACUAUUUCAGGGUUAGCGGAGUCUGUGACCUGAAGCGUAUGUAACCUGAACCAUUAUCUUACCCGAGGUUCCACUGUAAAUAAAUAAAUAUCGGGAAAGCAAAAUGUCCCUUAGAGAAGAAUCUGAAGUCUUUUCCUUUAAGCUUGAAUUUGUUUUAUUUGACGUUUUAAUGUGUUGUAAACUGCUUUGAGAUUUUUCCUUAAAAUGUAAAGCAGUAUAGAAAUGAAAUGAAUGAUAACAAUAAUAAUAGCAACAAAUUCAAUUGCAAAAAAGUCUCCUAGACAUUCCGUUGUAGUGACUGUAACCUAGGUUUAAGGUGUUAUUUGGCAAUUAGUUUAUGCAUCUGAGUUUCUAACACUGUUGUGUGCAUGCAUUAGUGGUUCAAUACUGUUGUGUUAGACUCUUCUGAAAUACAAAAAUGGGAAUUAUUGUAUAAAUCAAGUAAGUAGUCUUGGAUGGUCUCACAGUGUUCUUUUGUUUGCAGAGAAGAUUCUUGCAACAAAGGAAACUAUGGAGGCUUUGUGCAAUGAAGUAUGUGAAGUUGAAAUAUGCUUACUGGAAAAGUUGUUCAGUAUUAUGUUAAUGAUAUGACCAUGCAAGGAAUCGUGUCACAGGCAAUGCACUGGGACAAUAAAUUGUGACAUGCAAAAGUUAUUGGGUGGGAAAAGGCACAUGGGAGCAAGAAACAGGGUAAGAGGUGGAUUAGCAGCUGCACAGGCAGUGGGAAAUUUCCUUUGUACUGGAGUCAACAUGAUGAUGGCAGUUUAAUGGAGUCGAAGUAUGUUCAAAUCUGCAUGUCUUGCAUUAGAUCAUAGGAAUCAUUCCUAUUAGGGCAUUGUUGAAUAGCUCCUGUUUUGAUUUAUAGGGCUCUUAAAAUCCUGAUGGAAACUUCCCAGUGUAACGCUGUUCUGUUGUUAGCUAUCAUUGUUCUGCUGAUCUGCUGCUGCUUUUGCACAAUUUCAGCACUCUCACCCCUUUGGCUUAGGAGUUCAUUUUCCUUCAUAGAAUUAUCCCAGCCAAUCUGGGUGGGAUGACAUAGCCUUUCAGUUUUGUCUACAGGCUGAUAUGGACCAAAUGAAGCUGAUUUACAAUGGAAUUGGUCAGGAUAGUGAAGGCAAAUAAAACAUAUUCAGGGCAAUGACUCCUGAACAGACUGAACACGUUCAUGCUUCUCACAGUGGAACCCCCUCCCCCCCCCCAAAAAAAAGCCCUGCCAGAGGGAGCUUUGGAUGCUGAUAGAAUUCCACCUCCCUCUUUUAGCUGAGCCAUAAUUUCUAGUGAUUUUGGAGAGCUGCCUUUCAAAGCAAUUUCCCUAUUGUACCAUAAUUCUUGAAAGCCUCACCUUUCUUUUUCGUAGAAUAAGUAAUCAUAUGCAUACCUUUUUGUUCUGUUGCUAAAACAUGUGGAUCCUAAAAUGCUUGUAGUAUAUCCAUUGAAAUUAAUGGACCCAAGUUAGACAUGUUCGUUAAUUUCACCGGGUCUAUUCUGAGUGUGAGUAGCGUUGGUUACUACACAGUAACUGGCAGGAUGGAGGAGCUUGGGGAAAUACCAGUACAGUUUCUUCCCUCCUCUUCCCCCCAGUAGUUGAGAUUACCCUCACCUUAGCAACCAACAAAUCAGGUUGCAGAAAUGAGGGGCUGUUUUGCUUCAGUCCUACAAUAUGUAAACAUUAAUAUAUUAAUCCUCCCUCUUUACCCCAAAAGGGCAUUCAGGACCACUUAGAAUAGAUGCGAUAAAACUAAGUUUAACUGUAUUAAAAAAUGCAGAAAAAUAAUGAAAUUAACUUAAAACAGCAGCAGAGAGGCGCAAAGCUUUAGCUUCACCCAAAGAACUAAAAUAAUCUGAAUAAAACAAAUCCUUAUAUAUAUUUGCCAUUUCAUGUAUCUUGAUUGUCUGUUAUACACAAUUCUUAUAGACAGGACAGUAUCUUUCUGGUGCAGAUCCAGUGCCUGCAAGUGGAAGGAUUUCCACUGGAUGUAACAGAAGACAGUCCCUUCCCCCAACCCUGUGCCCACCAGUGCAUACAGAGUCAAUGCACUGGGAACCUUUCCCCUCCUCCAGUUAAGGAACACUGUACUGACAGGACGAGCCUUGCUGAACCCAGUGAGGUCUCCUCAAAUGAGGAAGGAUUUUGCUUACAGUGUCUUAGCAAUGACCAUGUCUGUGAUUCUGGUGGAAAAAAUAACUGAAGCUUUGGAAAGCAAAGAGUAAUAGCAUUGCCAAUAAAGUAGACAUAGCCAGGUUUGAACCUUUGUAGUGAAAUGGUUUCUCUGAAAAGGUUCUAGGAAUGAGCUUAUUCUCCAAAAUUUUAAUGGUUUGCUUUUUAUGUUUGGGAACCUCUGGCUCGGUAACAUUUUAUACUCACAUCUGGAAGUUUCCAAGCUUUGAAUUCUGCACACAGUCUCAGGCUUUUGUCUUUCCAUUCAGACUUGCUAUGUUAUAACAAUGAAUCAUCUUAUCCAUUAACUAAACUUGGAAUGUCUGCCUAGGCAUUCUGAAUUUGUUUCAUCACAUUGCGAUAAUAAUUUGUUGGAAUCUUGGCAACUCAACCACUUUCCCAGAUGUAUUUGGAUUGGAUUACACACAGUGUUGUUCUGAGCAACAGAAGGAUAAGACAUCACAACAUUUGGAUAUACCUUGAUUUUAUUUAGUUCCCUGUAUGUUGUCCAGUCUUUGGUAACAGGUGAGGCAGGGGUUUGGAGUAGGGAGCUGUAAGAGGAGAAUAACAGGCAAUGAGUUUGAAUGCUCUUAAAGGUCACAGGUCAGAAAGCAAGAACAGCCAAAGACAGGUCCUUCAGAACCCCGGACAAGUCCAAGGGAAAAGGCAGCCUGUUCUGAAAAAGGCUAGUCACUCUAUAGCCCCCCCUCCCCCCCCCCCCGGUUAAGAGGAGAGGCCUUCUCACAAGCCCUACUCCUUUGCGAGAGAAGAAAUAUCCUUAAAGCAGUGGUUUUCCACCAGUGUGUCAUGGCACCCUGGGGUGCUGUGGGUGAUGCUCAGGGGUGCUGCGGGCAACACUGGCCUCUGUCCCUCUAUCCUUCCCUCCCUCUUCUGAUGCCCUCUUGCAUCCCUGCCUCCCAAAGGCUUGCACAGCUGUUUGGUGAAGCAACCUUGCUGCAGCCACUGCUGCCUUACAAGGUAAGGUGCUGGCCUCACGUUUACCUUUGGCCAGUCUCUUUUGGGCCACUAAGGUUCGGGGAAUCCUCUGCCCAUGCCCCUGUGGGGCAGUGUGAGGAGGCACCUCUCUUGUGAGGGCAGCUCAGAGACCAGGGGCAGCAGGAGCGGCUGCCUGGAGGACUGCCAAGGAGAGGGGAGAGGAGAAGAGGCUGAGGGAACACUCCACAAGGGAGAGUGUUUGAAAAAGAGUGAGAGGCUGCCAGCUUAGCAGGCCCUAAGGGGUCACAUAACUGGGUUCCUAAGCCCCACAGCUUCAUUUGUUCAGUCCUAGUGAAACCAGUGGGACUUACUGAAUAAAUAUGGCUAGUUUUUGCCUGUAAGUUUAGCAUUCAUGGGGACGCGGGUGGCGCUGUGGUUUAAACCACAGAGCCUAGGGCUUGCUGAUCAGAAGGUCAGUGGUUCGAAUCCCCACAGUGGGGUGUGCUUCCAUUGCUUGGUCCCUGUUCCUGCCAACCUAGCAGUUUGAAAGCAUGUCAAGUGCAAGUAGAUAAAUAGGUAUAGCUCCGGCGGGAAGGUCAACGGUGUUUCCGUGCGCUGCUCUGGUUUGCCAGAAGCAGCUUAAUCAUGCUGGUCACUUGACCCUGAAAAGCUGUCUGUGGACAAACGUCGGCUCCCUCGGCCAGUAAAGCGAGAUGAGCGCCGCAACCCCAGGGUCGUUCAUGACUGGAUAUAAUGGUCAGGGGUCCCUUUACUUUUACCUUUUGGCAUUCAUGGUAGUGCAGGAAAAAGACAAAAGGCAUAUAUGGCAUGAUCAUCUACUAAAUAUCAGCAUUAAAGAUAUGUUUGUGUGAUGGCUUUGGAGUCUCCAACCUCUUUAGGCCUUGGGGCACAUAUGGAAACCUGAGGCACCACAAACACCCCCCUCUACCACACAUAUAACCACACCUGCCCCAGUGUUCAAAGCUCCUAUUGUUCUAGGCACACUUUGCAAUAGGGAAUUUCAUUAGCGCGAGCAGUUUCUGAGCUCUGGGCUCAGUACUGCACCUAAGAUUUCAGAUUAAAACUGCAGAGUGGAAGGAAAGGAGGACCUUUUUCUGCCUCCCCACUUCCAGCUAUUCUCUGAGGACUGGAAAAGAGACCCUUUUAAUAAUAUUAGGGGGGUGGGCAGGGGAAGGGCUGGACCAUGUGAAGAAUGAACACAAUAUUUUAGCUGCAGUUCAUUCAUUUUCAGCUUUGUAUUCUUGUUAUUAAAAAAGCACACUUAGAUGUUGCACCCAUAACCUAGUUUUAAGGUGCCAUUUAGCUCCUAGCUUUCAUAUCUCAGUUUCUAACACUGACCUGUCCUUCACUCACUCUGUAGCCAGUAGAAGGCUCUCAGCUGCAGAGGGAACAGCUAGCCUUUCCCUCCCCUGCUGCAACACCCCAUUAGGUUUAAACUUAGUCCUCUGUUAGUUACAACCAAAGUCCUAUUAGAAGUGUAUUGAAAUGGGUGCAGGAAAAAGGAGAAUGUUGUGGGUACUAGGGAAAGUCUUGGUAGACACAUGUGCAGUCAUGGGCACCAUGCUGGCAUAAAUUCAGUGGGAACAUCCAUUUGGGUGUCCUCAGUGCAUACAAGUAAGAGCUAAACUAAAUUAUUCUCCCAUUAAAACUAAUGUUAGUAGGUGGCUGGUUUUGGUUCUUCUUUUCAGUUGGACCAGCUGAGCCAAGGAAUUUAGGCAUAUUGUCAGUUCUGCCCUUUAGAGGUAUAUUCUCUCUAAAGCAAAAGCUAGAAGUGCAAACAAUAUUGGCACAUGCUUAAAUGCUAUGUUAUGGAUUUCAAAGAACACAUAUCUCACUAGGAUCAUGUGCAUGGCUAGUUGAACCUCCCAAAAAGAAGACCUCCCACUAACUUCAGUUGUGUUUGCAGUGAUAUAGAGCACAAAGGACCAAGGCUUUAGUUUACUAGAAACUUAGGAAAGAUUCGGAAGGGACCCAUGGGCAAGAUUCUCCAAUCUUGAGACAUGCAUUUCCUUCUACUGAGGCUAAAACUGCACAAGCAGAACAGUUUUUUUAAAUAUAAUGUGCAUGUUUAGUUUAUGGCAUUGGGUAAUCCAGUUUUAUAAACUCAUGAAUAUGUAAUUAUGCAUUUGAAAUAAAAAGAGUGCAGAUAAAUUAUGAAGGCAAAUGUGCUAUUUUGUUUUAAUCACAUGAGAAUUUUAUACAAAAUGUAAUUUGCUGAUUUUCCAUAUUCAGUUGCUAUACCAUUGCUGUUUCUGUUGAGUAAGGAAGAGCUGAAGAGGCCCCUGUCCAUGUCCUCUGUAUCUUUCUGCCUAUUGCUCGUUCUCUCCUCUUUCAUUUUACAUCUAUAUUAUAAUAAUAUAAUAAUAAUAAGGUAUCAUUGGAAAGUUUAAAUAUCUCUUUCCGUGUGUAUCCAAAUUUGAAAGCAACUCUGGUUUUGUUCUAUGAGUGCAUCUGGUAACCACCACCUUUGUGAACAUUUGGAUAACUAACUCAGAACAGACAGGCUUAUCAACAUGGUUGAAUAUCUGUGGACGCUGAAUAUGAUGGAUUUUGUGAAUUCCAUUAUGAUAACCAAUUAAGCGCUAUGUUCUUUGUGGUUUGUCAUCUUGUUGUUCAUCUCUUUUUGUGGUUUGCAUUUCAUGAACUAUUAAAUCAUCCAAUGCUUGACUCUUAAGCAUUUUGCUUUUUUGCUUUUUUUCUUGCUGUUUGCUGCUGAGAAAUGUAUGUAACCAUAACUCACAUUUGAAGAACAUUUUUUUUUUGCUCCUAUGUGUAGCAUCUUCUUCAUUUGAUAUUUGAAAUGGAAACUUGAUAAUUUUAUCUAUUUUCUCCUAAAGAUAUGCAAUCUGAUUAUAAUAAAUCCCUGAAGGCAACUGAAAUAUGAAUAAGACACAAAGGUGGUUAAAAACAUUGUGAAAAUGCUUUUCAAAAAAUUGUUUUGAAAAAUGCAUUGAAUUUGCUAUAGCUCAGUCGCCAUUUAGUAUCACAAUUGUAUAUUGCACUUUCAGACACAUUCAAAACGUUUUAUUUGAAGCUGUAUAGCUGAGGCCACUGAGUGUGCCUUAGUUAAUGAUAUCGUUGAAGUUGUCAGAACAUUGUUACACAUAACACAAUAAUAUUUGUAUUGCAUUAAAGUGUAUGUUUCCACUGGAAAAACCUUCCUAGCUUUUCAUCAGUAAAAUGCAAGUACUAAAACCAUAAUAAAAAGACUUUUCCUGGAGUGAGCACUAUAAUGAGCCAAUAGAAAUAACAGAUAGAAUCAUUAAUGCUAGCAUGAUUGUGUACAGCUUGUUGAAAAACAUACAUUUCAGUUGCAAGUCUUUAUGUGGGAAACCUAUGUUCAAUACCUUUUUAAUGUCCUUACAAUGCUUUUCUAAGGUCAUGAGUUCAUUGAAUCAUAGAAACGUAGAGUUGGAAGGAAUCCCAAGGUUCAUCUAGUCCCCUGAAAUGUAGGAACAUGCAGCUGUCCCAUUUGGGAAUCAAACCUCAGACCUUGGCAUUAUCAGACCACACUCUAACCAACUGAGCUAUUGCACAAGUGCUGUAGCAAAUAACCUCACUCUAGGAGUAAUUUUGACAAUAUGUGUUUGGGGUGUGCUGUUGAGUGGGCAGGUGCAAGUUGAUGUGCCAUAUUGUUGAUCACUGGAGCUGGAGAUGGUGGCAUAGGAUUCUUGGGCUGCUGUGUUGUUAAAAUGCCCAGAGAAUAUUGGAACCGUGGGACCAAACAAACAAGGACUUUGAGGGUCGGAGCUCAGGAAGGGGAACGGAAUUGUCCUUGAACUUACAUGAAGGGUGCAGCAGAAGAUCAGGAACAAGGAGAUAAAUAAAGUUUUGGUGACUGCAAAUAACUGCUUGGCUGAUGAGAUGGACCCAAAGCCUGUAAAUCCUUGUGCCGUAAUCAUCCAAGAGAGCCAGUCUACACAGACCUGCACUCUCUUAUUUUGCUCUACAUAUUUUUCAGAGCAUGGAAUGCUUUCUCUUCAGUUCACAGCUGCACACAUUUUCCCUGACAAUUUCUGUGGAAAAAAGAGUAAUCUGGGAUGCAAGUAAAGCUGUCAUGAGAGGAUUUUUGAUACAACAGAAUGCAAUUAAGAAGAGAAUGCAAAAUGAGAGAUAAAAUUCUGGAAAAAAUAAAGGAAGGAGAGAAGAAAUUGAGGGUGAAACCAAAGUCCCAGGAGAUUUUGAAAGAAAUAAAGUUAUAUCAAGUACAAUACAUGAAAAUGAUGAAUCAGGAAAUAGAAUGGAAGAUCAAACAGAUGAGACAAAAGACAUUUGAAUCGGCAAAUAAGUGCGGGAAACUGUUGGCCUGGCAAAUGAAAAAAAGACAAAAACUUAAUACCAUCAUGAAUUUGGAAGUAGAAGGAAAGAAUAUACAGAACCCAGUGGAAAUUAGAAAGUGCUUCCAGAGGUAUUUUAAACAACUAUAUACACAGGAGAAGCAGAAAGAAAUGGACAUUGAUAAAUUUUUGAAAAGGAAUGGACUACAAAAAAUUUCCCAAUGUUGAAUCACAAAAUAACAGAACAGGAAGUAGAAGGGGCCAUUCAGAAUAUGCAAUUGGGUAAAUCUCCAGGGCCGGAUGGACUGAUUUCAAGAUAUUAUAGAUCUUUGAAACAAUGGUUAAUACAACCUUUAAAGGAAGUCUGCAAUGAAAUAUUGGAAGGGAAAAGGGUGCCAGAGUCGUGGAAGGAAGCUUACAUCACACUUAUACCGAAAACAGAGACUGAAAAGACACAGCUCAAGAACUACCGCCCCAUAUCAUUGCUUAAUGUGGAUUAUAAAAUUUUUGCAGAUAUUUUGGCUAAAAGAUUAAAAAAGGUGUUAGCAGAAGAAAUCCAUAAAGACCAAGCGGGCUUUCUCCCAGGCAGACAUUUGUCUGACAAUACGAGGAAUAUAAUUAAUAUUUUAGAAAAACUACAAGUGAAGAUUAACACUAAAGCAGUUUUGAUAUUUGUGGAUGCAGAGAAAGCCUUUGACAAUAUUUCCUGGAGUUUUAUGAAGAAGAAUCUACAGGGGAUGGGGGUAGGCCAAGGUUUUGAAAACGGUAUAGGUGCAAUUUACUCAGAACAAAAGGCAAAAUUAAUUGUGAACAAUGUAGUGACAGAAGAGUUUAAGAUUGAGAAAGGGACACGACAAGGUUGCCCAAUCUCUCCAUUGCUUUUUAUAUCGGUCCUGGAGGUUUUGCUAAAUAUGAUUAGAAGGGACCAAUUGGUAAAAGGCAUACAAGUGGGAGCCAAACAGUACAAAUUGAAAGCAUUUGCUGACGAUUUGGUAUUAACUUUACAGGAGCCAGAAUCUAGCACCAAAAGAGUAUUAGAACUGAUCCAAGAAUUUGGUCAGGUAGCAGGUUUUAAGUUGAAUAAGACGAAAACUAAGGUUUUAGAGAAAAAUUUAACUGCGAUUGAGAGAGAUAAGUUUCAGAAGGAAACAGGAUUGACACUGGUUAAGAAAGUGAAAUAUUUAGGGGUUAACAUGACUGCUAAGAAUGUGAAUUUAUUUAAGGAUAAUUAUGAAAAAUGUUGGAUGGAAGUGAAAAAGGAUUUAGAAAUAUGGUCAAAUUUGAAGUUAUCGUUGUUAGGCCGAAUUGCUGUGAUAAAAAUGAAUGUACUGCCAAGAAUGCUGUUUUUGUUUCAAACAUUGCAAAUUUUGGAUAAAAUAGACUGUUUCAAGAAGUGGCAGAGAGAUAUCUCUAGAUUUGUCUGGCAGGGCAAGAAACCUCGAAUAAAAUUUAAGAUAUUAACAGAUGUUAAAGAAAGAGGUGGAUUUGCCCUGCCAGACCUUAAACUUUAUUAUGAAUCAGCCGCAUUUUGUUGGCUGAGAGAAUGGAUGCUUCUUGAAAACACGGAUGUGUUGGAUUUGGAAGGUUUCAACAACGUAUUUGGUUGGCAUGCAUACCUGUGGUAUGAUAAGGUUAAAGCACACAAAGCGUUUAAAAACCAUAUUGUCAGAAAAGCACUGUAUAAUGUUUGGAUAAGAUAUAAGAACUUGUUAGAAAAUAAAACCCCAAGAUGGUUGUCACCAAUGGAAGCAAAGGCUCAGACAAUUUCUGUCCAAAUACUGUUACAGUAAAUGUACAUAUGUAGCAUUACGUUCAAAUUCCAUGAGCAACACAGGCUCUACCCCCUUCUCCACUCUUUCAGAAAUGUAUGCUAAGCAAAGCUUCAUUGAGAAAUAAAGCAAUGAGGCUCAGCUAGAAUUUCUGCUUAGUAUAAUGAUCACUCCACUCCAUUUAGUAUAAAUAGCACAUUACUUGAAAACAUGGGGUAUUUUUGCAGUAUUAUGGACGAGUUAAUAUAUUUCACUCCAUAUUCCAGAUACUUUAAUUUAAUGACUAUGGAGGACCUAUUUGGUUUCUAACAUUUGAUGUUCCUUUUAUGUCUGUUUCACAUGUCCAGAUUAAGUGCAUUUUUUCCUGCUUCCCAGUGGCCUUUUUAAUCUUUUUUCUUCUUCAGAUCAUAGAGUUAUGAUCACAUGUGACAGUGGCAGGGUGGAUGUAAAUAUAUUGUUAUAAGUGUCUAUAACAAGAUGGGGUUGCAAUUUCUUUCUCCUUUGAGCAUAAUUCUCCGUGGUUGAUGUGCAUGACUUUGAAGGUUAUAGCUGUCCAGUGUCAGUAAUUCACUAGGCCAUUCCUAAGUGCAUCUGUUUACAAGGUUAUCUGUCUGAUGAUUAUUGAGGCAAGCAAGCGCAGUAUCCUGUUCCCGAAUUACUAAAGGAGCUUAUCUGUGUCCUGGAAAAAACCACCCAGCUUCAUGGCCCUUGUGCACAGCAGUGCUUGGGGCUUAAGUGAGGAAAUAAUUCAACUCCCUUUUAAUGAAACACUGUAGUCAACAAAUUGGAUAAAACUGCUUGUGAUAUUCCCUAGGUCUGUCUGAGGAUGGUCACUAGCUCAGUUGCUAAGCCCAGACUUCCCUCAAAAUACCUGCUGCCACCUGCUGACUUUAUAUUCUUCAGUACAUCCUUACCAGACAUGUCGGGUGAAAUAUAUUAACCUUAGAAUCCCAGACCGGAAUACAGACAGCUAAUUAAAUUAAUGUUUAUGUUUUAAGGAACAUAGCAUCCAGAACAAGUAGUCAUUUUUAUACAGAGUACUCACAGUUCUAAUGCCCUAUUCUAACUCUUAAAAUUUAUGUGUUUUCAUGUGCACUUUCAUUAUCUUCCACUUCAUGCCCUCUUUCUCACGGACUCUUCGGCUGCCCUAUUUUUCAACUCUCAUUUCUGACCAACAGUUCCUAUCUGUCACUCACUCUAGCUUCACCCAGCACGCCAUUCCACUCUCUUCCCCUCGGUCUUAAGUCCUGUUGCCCACAUGUGCUUCAAAGGGUUUGAGGACUAUUCAGUAUGGCACUGGAGUUGGCAUGAAUUGGCAACUAGAGGGGGAAUUGUUGGCAAUCAUUUCCCUGGCUGUUCCACUGCACAAAGCCUCUGUUAAUUCAAGAAGCCUUCUGUCAGUGGAAGAAAACCACUGGAUACAUUCUGAAUAAGACUUCUUCACUGUGGAAAAAGAAGCAGUAGGAACCUCGCAGGCUCUGGGAUCUGUAUUUGUAAUGAUUGUGGUUUGAACAUAACCUGCACUUCACAUCCCUUGCAAUAUCUGAAGUGCUUAACAAGCAGAAUUAAGUUAAUUGAGGGAAGAAGACUUUAGAACAUGCAAGCCUUGCCCCACCGAGGAGAACAAGAAGGAACACAAAUUUGGCAAAAAUAAAUGCAAAUGGACAUUAAUGCAUGUUGUAUAUUUGUGGAGCAUAUUAGUAAAAACAAAACAAAAACAAAAACAGACCAACCCAAAGAAAAAACAGUUAUUUUAUUAACUUCCUAAGUGGGGCAGUGAAUAAUUUUCUGCAGUUCAAAUAAUUCAUUCUGAUUUUCUUCAGAAGCAUGAUCAGGAGUAUCAAAUUACACAGGGUGUAGAAAAAGUAGAUAGGGAGAACUUUUCCUGCCUUUCCAAUGAUAGUAUAAUAUUGGGUCAUUCAAUGAAGCUGGAUGCUGGGAGGUUCAGGAAUGACAAAAAGAGGUGUAGCACAGAAACUGAAUCAUAACAUUCAGUAACAUAACUGAAUCAUAACAUUCCUUGCCACAAUAUGUGGUGAUGGCCAUAAAUUUCAGUAACUUUAAAAUGGAAUUGGACAAAUGCAUGGAGGCAGGAAAGUAGCCUCAGGGAGGGGAGUGGCUGUCGGGGCAAUGGCCCCAGACACAUUUUUUUGGGGGUGCUGCUGCUCAUGCUACCCUGCCAGCCUUGCCCUGCUUUGCGAGGCUGGUAUGAUCCCAGCCUCACAAAGCAGCUUGGGGCUGUCAAGGUAGCACAAGAAGGGUGCAACAGCCAUGAUCCUAGCGGUGGCACAGGGGUCUUUAAAAAAGCUUAACAACUUUGAUUUCCUAAAAUAAAUGCAACAACCUCAGUCCAUCCCAGGCACCAGUGGGGGUUGCUACGCCGCUGUUCCAGCCUUGCAAAAUGGCUUAAGGCUGGCAUUGCUCCAGUGGCAUUGGUGAGGGCUGGGCUGCCACAGCAGGCUCCAUUCACCUUCCGCACCCCAGCGCCAGCAAAUCAUGCUACGCUGCUGUAUGUAGAAUAAGUCUACCAAUGACUGAUCAUCAUGAUGGUUGUAUACUACUUCCAGUAUCAGAAGUAGCAUGCCUCUGAAUACUGUCACUGGGGAUCAUGAGCACUAUUGUCCUCAUGUCCUGCUGCUGGGCAUCUUAUGGGCAACUGGUUGACCACUGUGGGAAAGAGCAUGCUGUGAUAGACAGGCCUUUGGUUUCAGGACUCAUGUUAUUACAUGAAAUUCAGGUUUCACACAGCCACCAGUCUUUUAGCACACUGCAGUGUUCAACAUAUUUGCAACCUAGAUACUUUUCACAGAUGAAAUGUUUUCUGAUUCUGUGGCUUCUUUCUUAUUCCAUUGAGAGAGGAUGCGCUCCAGCUCUUAUCGAUCCCCUCUAUAGUUUGCCAUCCAAUAUAUGGGUUUCUACAUAAAAGGUGGUUGGUGAAAUACAAAUCAAAUUAGAAUACUGUAGAAAUACAGCCAAUUACAUGGUAAAUCUAGAGAAUGUCUUGUGAAAUAUUUGAACACCAGCUUUCCCCUGAGGAAUACAUAUCUUCAUAUUUUAUGUAAAGGUACUGUUUCAUUCAAGGGUAAUGCAGGGCAUUCCAGUCAAGUUUCUUCCACUAGGUAUGUUUAUACCCAAGUACUGAUGUCAUUGCUCUCUGGCACUGGAGAAACACUUGAGGCACCCAUGUUUGCUGUGUAGAUUUCCAUGGAGAGUUCUUUAAUUUCUUACGACUAUGGGAUCACCUUUAGGAAAUGAAGUAAAACUGGCAUGAACAGCAGUGUGACAUAUUUACAUUCUUUUCCUAAAGUUACCUUUAGCUGCAAUGAGAUGUUUAUAUUAUAUAUUAUACUAUAUACCGUAUUUUUCCAUGUAUAAGACCAUAUUCCCCCCCCUAUUUUUUCAAGUUUAAAAUUGGGGGUUUUCUUACACACAAAUAGUGCAUAUGGGGGAUUUCUUUAUUGGGAAUCCCCCCAAAUAGGGGUCGUGUUAUACAUGGGGGCGUGUUAUACAUGGAAAAAUAUGGUAUAUAAUUAUAUUAUAUUAUAUUAUAUUAUAUUAUAUUAUAUUAUAUUAUAUUAUUAUAUAUUUUGUCUCAAUACACCUACGACUCUGAAUGUUACUAGGAGCCAGUAGCGCCGAAUUUCUAAAUCACAACGUAGCCAAUAUCUUCCCUAACCCUGCUGGGUAUUUGGCCUAUGCGUCUGUGAAAUGUGCAAGACAUGUGUACCACAAUCCAUGUGAAACAUUCCACAGCCAUAUGUUUAUUGUUGAGAGCAUGUUCAAGUGCUUUCCUGGAACAAGGCCUGGUAUAAAAUUUGUUGGUGCCUUUUCCAGCUCUGGCUUAUUUUCACCUGUGUCAGUGGAAACUAUGCCAUAGAUUUCAAUGGGAUCUGAAAAGGGUGGAUUUUUUUUUUUUUAAAAGAAAAAUGCUUUCAGAUAGAUAUUGAAUUUGUACCAGCUCAUUACACUCCCCCCAGGCUACUGACAUUUCCCAGGUACACCUAUAUGCUAUAUGACUGCUCUUGUGGUGAGCCUGGCAAACUAGAUGCUUGGAAUGAAAUGUUACAUGUUUUGAGCAAGUAGCUCCUUUUGCUUACACAGAUUAUAUAUAUGUUUACUGAAGAAGAUGUACAAUACAUAUGUAUAUGUUAUAUGAGACAUGCUAUAUGAAAUAUAUCAUAUUAAAUAUGUCAUAUGAUAUAAGAGAUUGCUAAUAAAACAAAACAAAAAAAGAGCAAGCAACUAAAUCGUACAAGUAAACUGCAGUGACAAAGCUGUUUGAAAGGACAACUUUGAAAAGGUAUCAAAAUAUGUAAUGUCACAAAUACAUAUUAUGAUUUGUCCGUUCCCCCUCCAGCAAGCUUUGAAACUUAAGGUGUUCCAUUGUCUUCCUUUUUCACUUUUUGAAUUUUGUAUUGCUUAACAUCUGUGUUAUAUGCACAAGGAUUAUAAAGCACACAGAUGGCACUCUCCAUAGGUCAAUACUUGGACUGUACAAAAUCCUCCUAGUGCAUGUAGUGUUAGGCUGUCCAUGAACCAGAAUAGUCUGGUAAAAGAAAAUCGCGCUCUUGCUGAGAAGCAAGCAAAAUGGUCUUUGAAGUGUGCAUAAAAAAUGAAAUAUGGGGUAGAGUGGAAGAGAGAACAAGUUAUUAACCAGCACAUUUAAAGUUUAAAGCAAAGAGAGAACAAUAUAUCUAUGCCUGUUUCAUUGGCCUGCAGUUUCUGCGGUUUGAGGAAGGAAACUGAGAGAUAAUGUUUAAGGUGUACUGUGGAUAUGCUGUGCACAUAUUAAAGUCAAUGUCCCCAAAAUGGUGAAUGCUAACAAUCCCAUAUGAAUGGAGAAAUUGUCAAAAUAAGAAAGAUAUCUCCCUACUUCUUGAACACUACACACACUAGUGAAUUCUGGCAACUGCAUUUAAGCAUGUGUCAACAUUCUGCAGUGUAUCUCUGAGACCUCAUAUAGAGAAUAUCCCGGGAUUGUCAACAUCCAAUGUAACAAAUAUAUAACAUUUUGUAAGGUGCUGGGAUUUUUGAAUAAGAAACUGUAGUAGCUGGCCUCCCUCCCCAAGUUCCCUGUACCACCAGGGCAAUGUCCAAUAAGCCAAGCUAUUGACUUGAUUUCCAUUGCUCUGCAGCACCAACAUUGCAGAGAGUCAGAGCGUAAAUGUCAGCUUCCAUCAACACCCAGCAAGAUCAGGUGUGAAGCAGCAGCAAAUAAGGUUCUGUUGUUGUUGUUCAGUCGUUUAGUCGUGUCCGACUCUUCAUGACCCCAUGGACCAGAGCACGCAGGCACUUCUGUCUUCCACUGCCUCCCGCAGUUUGGUCAAACUCAUGCUGGUAGCUUCGAGAACACUAUCCAACCAUCUCAUCCUCUGUCGUCCCCUUCUCCUUGUGCCCUCCAUCUUUCCCAACAUCAGGGUCUUUUCCAGGGAGUCUUCUCUUCUCAUGAGGUGGCCAAAGUAUUGGAGCCUCAGCUUCAGGAUCUGUCCUUCCAGUGAGCACUCAGGGCUGAUUUCCUUCAGAAUGGAUAGGUGUGAUCUUCUUGCAGUCCAUGGGACUCUCAAGAGUCUCCUCCAGCACCAUAAUUCAAAAGCAUCAAUUCUACGGCGAUCAGCCUUCUUUAUGGUCCAGCUUUCACUUCCAUAUAUCACUAAAUAAGGUUCUGACACUCCUCAUAUUAACCCUUGUUCCUGGUCUGGAUCUGCUGUCCAAACAAUUCCUUGCACAGUGCAGCUUGAGCUGCUAUUGACUGCAGGACACCCUAAUUGAACCUGUACAACCGCUGGCAUACAUCUGAACCACUAGCCCUUGCACAUAUUCAAUGGCACUAUUUUAAUAAUGUUAAAAAUGAUAAAAUUAUUCUAGUAAUACUGAGUGGUUAAGCAACACUGUUGGAACUGUGUCUUGAUUCAGUUAUUUAUUUUUAACUGCCCUGUGGCCUAUAGCUACAGCUGAUGAAUUGACAGUAGGUAAAACUACCACUACCAGCUUCAUUUGAUUGUCCUGUGAACAGUACAGAAGAUGGGAAAGGAACUGAACAUUUUUGGACGAGAUCAAAUAUAGCCCUCCUAACUUGCUUGAUGACCAUUUCUUUAUCCCUUACACUGAAGCUGAAUUCUUACCAAGUGGUUAAAUCAUAAAGUUUCAGUAGUUUGACAAGUAUCCAAAGCCCGUAAUUGUCAAAAUCAUGCAUGGGCUGAAAGAAUAAUUGCAGGACAGAAUCCUUUCCAUGUGAGCCACACAAAUCUCUAACAGCUUAUCAUUGGGCAGGUGAAAAGAAUAACAGAUGGGCAGGCUCCAUUUUUAUUAGCUUUCAAAUUAUUAUAGAGUCAUGAUGACAGAAGAACAAUAACAAAAAUCUCCUAAUACAUCAAACUAAAGGCAGGGCAUACAAAGCCUAAAGAUGUUAAAUAAUAAUGCCCAAACUAAGAUCACGACAACCAUAUGUCUCUAGAUGUUAUAGGGAGAGAUUCCUGUAAAUCUGAAAUGAAAGUAUAUGAAAUAAAAUCCCAACAUACUCAGUAGAAAUGACUUCCUGCCCCUUAGAGGCCUGUAACUUAGGUGCUGUUUCCUCCCGCAAUAACUAAAUUGCGGAGGUUUUUAUGCCGUAUAGUCAGAUUAUUUUUUAACGAUGGUAGGGCAUGACUAAAGUAACUUCUUGCCCAUAUUUCAUGUGGAAAUAUAAAAAUGCUGAUGGCAGUCAAGUCUUACAGGAACACAAUUACAUGAACGUUGGAGUGAUGCACUUCCUUGUGUUGACUAUUUUUUUGCCUAUGAAAAGCUUUUUAUUUUAUCAGCUUUGCUAUCUAUUUAGCAGAGGAGUUUUAAAACAGUGUCGCAGUGAGUCCUCAGAAGAGAAAUCAAAAUCUUAACAUCCCCUGAACGUAAAAUGCUCAUGUAUUCCCAUCUUAAACGAAGCCAGAAUAACUGUUGCCUACUGGCAAUGUUUCUUAGUAAGUUGAUGUGAAAAAUCAAGGCCAUUUCUCCAAAUAAAAAAUGUCUUGGAAAUGAGGCAAAAUUAAAUACGUUAGGGCUGUUUGGUGAGUAUAUGCCCUGAAAUUAUAAAUGCUGAUAAUGAUACAGUAGUCACUUGAGUCUAGGUGUGAGUAGCUGGAUGUUGAAAAGGUUAAAGGAAUAGGGAGCAGGCUUAUUGGUUACAUUCUGCAGAGUCCUAUGAAAACUCCUCUCAACCUCUGUCCCAGACAUGCCAGAGAAGCUCUAGUUACUCUCGGCAUUAGUUUGGCGUCCAUCAAAGGAGAUAAUGCAUUCUGCUUCAAAUUCAAUUGGGAAGAACAGUGAGGAGUUUACCGAGAAUAUUUUAGGAGUGCCAUUCUGGGCUGCUUCAUGUCUGAACCCUGUUCCUGAUGGUAGCCAUGGUAGGCAUCUGCCACACAUCCCACAGAUGAAAAAUAUUUAACUUCUAAGCUACCUUCCUGGGUGUUUUGAUGCUCAUUUCAUUUCUUUGCUAAUGGCAUAUUUUUAGCAUGUUAUUUCAUGUAACUUAGCUGUGAUUUUUAAAUAUUUGUUUGUAAGCCAAGAUAAUUAUUUUUUUAAGAACAGGGAAUGCUAAUAUAUGUCCUUAAAAAUAAAGGAAAUCCAGCAGCUAGCUGCUAGAAUCAAUACUGCUCUAUCACUCAAAGUGAAAAGCCUGUAAGAUGAAUUUGGAGUAGGCAUUGAAGUAGGCUCCUGAAAAAGGCUUUUCAUCUGUUGCUGCUGCUUGUUGAACUUUGGGAAGGUCUGGUUUAUAUUCUUCUGCUUUUCUGGUAGUUAUUUGCUAUUGUGGAAAAGCUUGUCUGGGUAAGGCGAGGGAAGCAUAAGACAUGUUAUCACCAUCCUACUCGUAUGCAUGCAUCCUCCCCCCCGUUUUGUUUUGUUUUGCUCCAAAGAACCGUGGUCCAGAAGAGAACAUGCAUUGUUCCAUGGGCUACUGUUAAACUUUAAGUCAAGGACAGUUGGUGUAAUCUUAUGCAUAUGUGCUUGGAAGUAACUUCCCCUUUGUCAGCGACCUGUGCAUAAAAUUGCUGCCUAAGAUAUAUGACAUUGUAUUAUUUCACCUAGACAUCUAUCAUCACCAAGAUCUGAGUGAACAAACUGAGUGGAAUUGACCUGACUCUGCUAUGCCCACCUGGGUAUUCGGUGCAGUACUAGUCUAUUAUUAUUUAUUAAAUUUAUAUACCAUCCUUCAUCCAAGGAGCACAAGGCAGUUUACGUUACAAAAACACAAAAACACAUAACAUAAUAACAAAAAAAUACUUCACACAGUUUAAAAGACCAUAGAUGGUUUCAUCAGCCAAAGGCCUAGGUCAGAGGUGCCCCAACGCUUUUUCAAAGAGGGCCAGAAUUGAUGAAGUGAACAUGCGUGAGGGCCGACCUAAGUUGAGCUUUUUUUAGGAUUGAAGUUGAGCUUUUUUUUUUACAAUUUUAGUACAAAUUUGUUCAGCUUUUUUUGGGAUUGAAGUUGCUUAGGAUUUUACCCCAUGACAUAUACUGCCAUGGGGGCCAGAUUAAGUCAAACGGCAGGCUGGAUUAGGCCCCUCAAAUGGACUUUGGACAUGCCUGGCCUAGGAGAAGAGUAGGGCUGGGCAAUAUCUGGUUUUCAACAUUGUGAUAUAUCACCAGCUAAACAUUGUGAUAUACCAAUAUAUCAUGAUGUCUUAAAUAAGGAUGGAUCUAUGUAGAGGCAUUGGCUGGCUUUCCCUACAUUGUGAUUUUUACACCACACACACACACACACACACUUAUUCAUGAUAUAUGGCCAGGUCAAAAAUUAUGAAACUGAUAUCAUGAUAUGGACUUCAAACUAGCUUUGGACAAUAUUUUGAUAUAUCACCCUGCCCUAGUGAAGAUGGAUGUUUUAACCUGGCACCUAAAGAUAUGAAGGUACCAAACAAGCCUCUCUGGGAAAAGCAUUCCACAAAUGGGGAGCCAUCACAGAAAAUGCCUAAUCUCAUGUUGCCACUCUCCAGCUCUCUCAUGGAGGGGGCACAUGAAAAAAGGCCUCAGAUUAUAAUUGCAGGGUCUGGGUCCUAGUCUAGGCUGGAGGACUGGGUUCAGGGGAGAAUUGUUAUGUUUUAUAUAAUGACCAUUUUGAACACCAGAAAACCUCUGCAUUGGGCCAUAUAAGUACAAUAUCUUUUUCAGGUUUGUCUGUUGCUAAUUUCUAAUUCAUUGAGAGAAGCUUUUUCUGUUGGAUUCCCAUGUGAGCAGUUGCUGCCAGGUUGAAAUCCUCCCACAUGUCUAGUGAUUAAAUAUAAUUCCCCUUUCUGCAACCCCAACCUUCAAAACUUUCUUCCUAUAAAAACAUGGUUUGGGUUUUUUCUUCUUCUUAAUAUCAAAUAACACCGUAACCAUAACCCAUUAAGAAUCAAUUAGCACCAUCAGAGUGUGAAACAGAUUUUUAUAAGAACCAACCUGUCUGGACAGUUUUUAUUUGUAUUGUCAGCUUUUCCACAACAUUUACUCAAGGAAAGAAUGAUCACAACUUCGAGCUAAACUUGGAUUUAUGUCAACUGUAACAACCACUCCGUCAAUAAAAACUGAAAUAGAAAUAUAUUGAUUUGAUUUACAUGCCAGCGCCCUCUCUGAGUGUUGUGAAUCAAAUUCCCAGGAGUUUAAGGAUUUAAAUACAGUGGUGCCCCGCAAGACGAAUGCCUCGCAAGACGGAAAACCCGCUAGACGAAAGGGUUUUCCGUUUUUGAGUUGCUUCGCGGGACGAAUUUCCCUAUGGGCUUGCUUCGCAAGACGAAAAUGUCUUGCGAGUCUAGAGAUUUUUUUCCCGCUUUCCCCCCCCCUUUAUCUAAUCUGCUAAGCCUUUAAUAGCCUUUUAGCAGCUAAUCCGCUAAGCCUUUAAGCCUUUAAUAGCCGCUAAACCGCUAAUAGCGCUAAUCCGUUAAGCCGCUAAUAGGGUUGCUUCGCAAGACGAAAAAACCGCUAGACGAAGACUCUCGCGGAACGGAUUAAUUUCGUCUUGCGAGGCACCACUGUAAUAAAAACUGGGUUUAUUUACUCAAGUUUCGGAAUUUAAAAACAAGUGGGCUUCUAAUGUUCUAUGGAUUUUAUGAUUAUUGAUGAUAUGGAAACUGGGAAGUUAGAUGGAGUGAUUCAGGCUUAUGGGACUACUUUAGGCUUAAAGAAUAUACCUCGGGAGGAAACAAUUCUGCUGAUGAUGGAGCAUAUAUUGUGCCUGCUGAGUAGCCCUGAAGGCAGUAAAGGUAUGCUUUGCUACCUUUGUUGAGUCUUCAGGUAGCCAUGCAGCCAAGAGGUACAAUGCCUAUUAACAUCUGCCCCAGUAAAUAGUAUGCUGGAAGCCUCAGAAACCUACAGUGACAAUUCUGCUAGGCAAUUUGAGGACAGAAUUGCUUCUCUCCGUAGCUACAUCAAAGCCACUGUUGGGACAGAUCCAGGUGAGGUGACCAGUGCAACACACUGUGCAGUGCUGAGUGCAUUUGUUUAUUUAUUUAUCCCAGGUUGUGUGCUUUACAUACAUUUUUCAGAUUUUAUGUUCACCACAGCCUUGUGACUGUAAUGAACAACGCAGGCUAUGCAGUUUUUUCCUAUAAAUAGUAGUGACAUUCAACAGCGAGAGUGGUUUAGAACUGCAGGCUGGAUUCCAAUUAAAGUUAGUUGCUCUUAUGUCCAUUGAAAUCAUUGUCAGUACUUAGGCAUGGCUAACGUAUGUCCUGUUUCCUUCCAUGGGAGAGAAGUACAGACAACAACCGUUUUGCACGGGGGUUACUUUCCUGAACCCCUAGUCCGUCAGCGGAGUGCGCAUAAGCCCCUUACGCCCCUUCUCUUGGAAGUUGGGACAACUUUCAUAAUCCUAAAUGGCCAGGACAUAAUAAUGCAUCCAGUGCAGUGUUGUUGGUGAUUGUAUAGCUGAGGGUACAGUGAAUGGAUCAUGCAUGAAGUCUCAUUAAUGUACUUAGUCCUGUGCAUGAAUCCCUAACCUUUUUUUUGUAUCCCUCCCUAAACUCAUUACCGUAUUUUUCACUCUAUAAGAUGCACUUUUUUCCUCCUAAAAAGUAAGGGGAAAUGUGUGUGUGUCUUAUGGAGCGAAUGCAGGCUGCGCAGCUAUCCCAGAAGCCAGAACAGCUAGAGGUAGCGCUGCGCAGCUCUAGCUUUGCAGGGCUAUCCCAGAAGCCAGAACAGCUGUGUAGCGCUCCUUCUAGCUGUUCUAGCUUCUGGCUUAGCCGCGCGAAGCCUCCACUGGGCAUGGGGAGUGUUCAUCCCACUACCCUGCGGAGGCUUCGCGCGGCUAUCCGUGACUUUUGCUGGAGGUGGGGGAAGUGACAGAGCGCGCGCUAGGUACGUCUUAUGGUCAGGUGCGUCUUAUGGAGUGAAAAAUACGGUACUUUGUUUUGUUAUUUGCUUUGUCCUGUGCUGUCCCUUCUAUUAGCUAAUUUAAUUCUUUACUGAGUGCCCUCUCAGUGUAGCAGCCCAGUUGUGGCACACUCUAUCCAGAGAUGCCAGGCAAAUAUAUAUUUAUUUUCUCAGACUUCUUUAUUUAAAAUGUUCAUCCACUUGAUUGAUUAUGCUGCCUUUGCGAUCUGUGGCCUUUUAGUUUAUUAUAAUAGUUGUUGUUGUUGUUGUAAUAUUUGUAUGCCACCCAUAUGACUGGGUUGCCCCAGACACUCUGGGCAGCUCACAACAGAAUAUUAAAAACAUGAUGAAACAUCAAACAUUAGAAACUUCCCUAAAAUAAACAAACUGUUUUAUAUGCCCUGAAUUGAACCCCUGUAUUCUCUGAAUUAGCCUGGUCAUAAUCCUGCCCAAUCUAUUUUAUAUUCUCCCUUGAUCAAGCUAAGCUGUGCCACCCACAUUCUGGCUUGCCCUUUGACACACAUUAAAGAUUCUCCAUCAUGCUGCAAAUUAGAGGCUCUUCACAUUAAGAACAUUUUCUCCCAGAUUCAACUGAUUCAACAUGUCUGGCUUUUAGUUUAUGUACUAAGUACCUAUCAAAGAACCUGCUCUGACAAGUAAAAGCUCUAUUCCCUUGAUGCUAGCUCAGAUUUGUGGCUGGGGCUGAAAUAACACUGAUGUUUGCUCAUCAUUAUUUGCUUUGGCUCCUUCCUGGCUAAGAGCUAUAUUUAAAAAAAAGAGGGGGAAAAAACCCUUCCAAAUUAUUCUUAUACUGUAACCAUAUUUGACUAUUAAUGCAUACAGGGAACAAUCCUAUUGACUAAAAAUUAACUUUUCAUGACGCAUUCACUCUACAUAUAUUUUAAGCAGUAAGCGCUUGCAGCCAGACAGCUAAAAGAAGUACUGCUCACACUGCGAAAGCAACAGAGAAUGGCAGCAAGUUUACAUUUCAGCUGCAUUGCAGCGAGAAUCUGAAAAACAGCAAAAGCCAUGUCCUGGGAUAGUCAUAAAAGCCAUGUACGUCCAAAUAACUAGUGGGAGCCAGUGCAGGUUUAUAUGAGAGUAAAAGAAAUAGUUUUGUUUAUAGCUGGCCCAAGAGGCAAGUUAGGUGUGCAGGAGCAUGCAACUCCUGAAAGAUAAAUGCUAAACUGGUUACAGAUGAAAUUAUGGAGGAUUUUCCUUUAUGCUCAGCAAGCAAGUUCUCCCCCCAGUCCGACCCAAACAAAAACUGAAUUACUUUAGUUGUAAAGUGAGUACUGAUAUAUUCCCCUUUAGCCAGAUAUCAUCUGGGGUGAAUCAUGAAUGAAUCUGAGCAUGGCUUAAAGCAAACCUUUAUUGUGAAAAUGAAGUGUGGGUGUAUUGUGUUCGCUUGAGAGUUAGAAGUUCUACCCCCUGAAAAUAUGACCUAGCACUAUUAAAUUAAUGCUGACAAACGCAAGGGUAUAUAGCCUUUCCCCAAAGUCUUGAUUUUAUUUCCUUUACUCAUAACUACUUACCCAGCACUCUGAGGACCUCAUGGCCUGUAGGCCACAACUGACUGGGAUAAAAUGAGGGUAAAUACUGACCAAACGUUAUUAGUAUUGAUUUUUGGAACUUGCAUCCCUAGUAAAUGUUAUGAAGUGUAAAAAUAGAAAAUGAAUGUCAGCUACAACAAAGUGAAGCAUAAUUGCGACAAAUAACGUUAGUUCCAGUCACUUAGGUUUAAUUUUGCACUUAUUCUAAGGAAGCUGCUUUCAUGUUGCAUCCUGCAGCUAAAUUAAUACUUUUCGUAAAUAAUUAUUUUUGAUCAAUGAACUGUGCAUAAAAUAAAUGUGCUGAAGUCUGUCAAGUGAGGAAUAAGAACUGUAAAUGUGCCAUAGUUUAAACCAAAGCUUAGUUUGUUGCUGAUGUUAAGCAAUAAAAUAAAAUAAGUUAUCCAAACCUAACAACUGCACAAUACUGAUUAUUUUGUGGGUCGUUAUUGGCUGCAACUGAACAGAGUAAAGUGCUCUUAACCCUAUUGAUUUCAAUAGUCGUAUGCAUGAUUUAACCUGAGUUGGAUUGUGGUCAUCAUAUUUGUGUAACUAGAUACCAAAGCUAGUACGAGCAAUGUAAAAAUUACUGUAAGUAAUUCAUGGUUAUUCAUAUGCCUAUUGAUCAUGUGAAUGACUACAAACACAUUUCUGUAGUGAGCAAAACAUUUCCUCCCCAAACCUCACAUUUCAGUUGUUGCUUCCAUAAUUGUGUCAAUUACUUAGUAAAUAGUUGGGAAUACAAAUUACCACAAUACUUGUUAUAAUUUCUUUAAAAAUCCUUUAAAGUUGAUAGCAAGUGGAAGGUAGGUUGUGUUUAGUUUAUAGCAAUGGGGGUGGGGGUGGGGGGAGAAAACACACCUUUUAUGUAUCUUCCUUUCUUAUUUUUUAAUGUUUAUGUAUUGUACAGAUUUUUGGUGAGAGAUGUAAUUUGAAAUAUGAUGGUGUGUAAUAUGAAAUAUAAUUUAUUUGAAAUAUACAACUGGAUCAUAAGUACUGGUAUUUCAGGUGUUUGUAUGUAAAUUAUAACUUAUUUAUUUCACAAAUUUGGAAUAACAGUGAUUACUUUUUAAUGUUGGUAAAACUAUAGAAUUUUAAUACUAUAAGGUCCUGGUAUUAUCUUUGAAUAAUUUAUUUGAGUUGAUAUUUUUAAACUUGACAAUUCAUUUCCUCCUUCUCUAUGCAAUGACAAUAUAUAUUAUUAUAUUUACAAUCAAUAUGCAUUAAAAAAAAUAAGUUUGGCUCAAACUUGAGACUGCUAAUGAUUGGCUGCAUGAAUAUGAUGUCAUUUGGCUCUUCCUCUAGUUACUAAUGGGGUUGUUGAUAUUGAGCUGGAUUUUCACUGCCCUGAUUCAGUUUGCAGACUGAAAAUCUUUUCUUGGCAGGGCAGGCCAUAAAGUGAGAUGGUUACAGUAUUUUUGGAGAGUGAGCUGAGAAGUCAUUUGCUGAUACAACCAGUAUCAGUGUGUUUUCAGUGGUUAAUUUGUUUCCCCUAUGCAUCCUGCCUUCUGCAGUGUGGAGAGUAAUAUGUGCUGUACAAAGUUAAAAGGGAUGUUCUUGGAUCAACUAUGCUGUGCUGAACCUGUGCAGAUAUGUCGAAAGCAGCCUUCUACCACUCUGUCCGCCCCUCUCUUUAUAGAACUUGGGGGGACAUUGUGCUGCAGUGGGGUUGUGCUCACCCUAAUAACUGAACACAGUGACCAAAGGAAUCUUUCUCUCUCUUUUUGCAGUUCAGACUUACUAGGUUUUCCCAUUGCCUGCAAGAAAGGCAGAGGAAAAUGUGAAGUGGGGCGUGUGUCUGUGAAAAUAGCAAGCAGGGGUAGGCACAGCAGUAGUUGUCAGGGGAAAACUUUGGAGAAACCUUUUCUCCUCGAGAAAAAGAUGUAAACUCAUGUAUCUAGCUGGGAGGGGUGAUUUUUUUUUUGAGCGAUAAAUGAUUGACAGGGAUUAAUCAUCAUCUCUGCACACAUUUUUUGUUUGCAUUAAAACAGUUUGGAAAGUUACACAGAACUGGGUGAAAUGUGUGUUUAUAGACAGAAAGUUUGGUUACGGACAGAAAGCAAUUGUGGUAACUCAAAGCAGUUUACAUUAACAAUUAAAAACAAAAACCUAAACACACACACAUAAAUGUAAAAGCUGUGGUUCAUAUCUUGUCAUAUUCUAAAAAGUAUUGCCCAGUUUAAAUAAGACCUCAGAUGCAAAAAAAAGCGCACUCACUUAUGUAUGUUUCAUGUGUCAUGGCACUUUAACAACGCUUUAAGAUACGAUGGCUCUUUACAGGCAAAGCAAUUUAUGGCCCUGAGGAACCUUACUGGAGUGCCGUUGCUGUCAGCUGCAGAGCUUCAAGCCAUGUGAAAGUCUGCAUGGUUCAAGCACUGCUCAUGCCCUUCUACACAGCACCUCACUACACAGUACCUGCUAUCUAUGCACCCCAGUGAUGACAUAACUUCACACCUGAGAUGGACCUGACCCUAUGUUGACAACUGCUAAACCCACAUCACAACCACAGAGCACUGCAUGUGGCAUGUCUGCACUAAAUCACUGCACACACAGCCACUAGGAUAUAUAAAUAGAGACUACAACUCAGAUGAUACGACACAGAUUAUGGGACUAUAUCUUUCUGGCUCUAUGUUUUGCACCUUUGAAGGCAAAGUAGAUGUUUAUCUUGAAGUUUGGCUUCGCGUAGCUGAUAUAUGUUUCACAAAGAGCUGGCACAGGAGGGUCCAGGAUGGAUGGGCAGCAUGGUUUGGGGGAAGAAGGGCUUUAACUCACUGCCCUAGCUGUGAUGGUAAUCAGAAUUGUCCCCCACCAUGUCAACAAUUUGCAAUGGAAGCAAAGCUCCCAUUGGGGCUCUACAGGAUUUCUCAUAUAAAUUUGUGAUUAAAAAACCCCCAAAUCCUGGCAAAUUGCCAUAUUUUCCUUCUACAGAUUUGUUUCAUUUAUUAAGUAGGUUAGUUUUGAUUUUGUAUAAACUUUGUUCAUGAGUCACAGUGCUUGCUUGAAAUAUCAAUGUUACGAGCAGAAUAUUUACAGAUAAAUAUCUAAUUUGUGUUUUUAGGCAUUAGUAUCUGAUAUACACCACUUCUGUAAAACUGAAAGUUCAGCUCAGUCCAUAAGAAAUUAAUUACCUAAUGCAAUUUGUUUUGCUUAGAGCUGCAUCUGAGGAAGCUUUAGAUAAAGUGAAUGCAGGGUAUUGACAUGUUGAAAAUACUUUGCACCAAUCCUGUGGAAGUCUGAGGGUAUUUCUCCUUCCCAUUAAGUUUCAAGUGAUACAUUUUAUUGAAUUGUAUAUGGAAAUGAACAGAUAAAUCAAUAUAAUCUCUCCUAUUUGUUCAAAUACUAAAUCUAAUUUUGUGUGCUCCCUACACUUUUCUAUUUUUAUCAAGAUCCAUUCUUGUAAUUAAAUAUGUGUGUGUGUGUGUGUGUGUGUGCCUUUCAAAUUGAAACCUCAUUAUUAAACUACAAAAUGCAUAUAUUUCUGGCUUACUGCUGUAUGAACCAUCCUACUCUUCCAGCUUUUAAACAAUUCCAAGGAAGAGUCCCAAAUUCAGGUAAAUUAAGUAAACAUAAAUGGAAUUAUAUACAAAACAAUGGAUUGCGUGGUUGGUUAAUUUGCAGCAUUAGGAACACUCAAACCACCCACUUUUCCCAUUUAACAAAAGCAAAAGACAAGUGGGCCUCCCUUUGAAAGGCACUACUUUCCUGUAUGUAGGACCAGGACAAGGGUUUUCACUACCAUGACCUGCUUUUGACUUUCCUUUGUCAGCACCUGCCAGUUUGUAAGCACAUACAGAAUGUUGGAUUGCAUGGACUGACUUGGCAAGAUGUUUAUGCUGUUACAUUAUGAUCCAAAUCAAACAGAAGAUACUCAACAUCAACAUAGAGACUAGAACAAAUAUAGACACACAGAUACGGGUGUUUCUGAAAACAUAGAAGGGAUAUUGCCCGCCCUCCCAUCCACUCCUUUAACCUUUCAGAACUGGUGUACUUUGGAGAUUAGGUAUUUUAUGGUAAGUACUAUCAUUAGGAUAAAAGAGCAACACCAUUGACGAGCUGGAUGGAGAUAGACUUGAGCAUUGAAAAUGCAUUUGUGCAUCUGCAGUCACAUAAAAUUGUAACUAAACCAUAGUAAAUGUAGGUACAUUCAAUAUGAGUUCUUUCUGCGGGGUGGGGGGGUGGGAGGAGACUUCAGCAGGUGCAAGGAAUUCCUUGCAGGCUAAGAACAUAGAGACACAGUAAGAUGUAAGGACAGCAAAAGCACCACUCUUGUUUUUCAUUACAGGAAACGAAUACUCUGGAAGGCUUGAGAGCGAGGUGCAUGCACCUUCGUAACAAGACAGGAUGGAAGCAUACCAGUAAAUUAAGCAGGGAGGCAGCUGCCAACACAAUAAACAUGUGAGUAAAAGAAUAUUUGUGCCAUCCAUGCUGCCAAACUGAUGAUAACAUAUGGCCUGCAAGAUUUUGAACUAUUUUCUGAAAACACUCUGAAAAGGCUCUGUGCCUCACCAUGUACACAUUGUUGUCAAGUGACAUGACUAUUUAGAAGGAUACACAUUGUUAAUAAUUCCCAGAAGAAUGGCUAUCCUUCUCUGUUGCAGAAAAACAACUCCUUAGAGACCAACAAAUUGCAUAUCUUAGAAUGGACUACAUGAAAGUCAGUUUCAUUAGAUGCAUGAAGUCUUAUCCUGAGUUGUGUGUGUGUGUGUUGUAAAGAAUGAGAUAAGAAGGAGAGAAAUGCAGAAGGUACAGACUGUGAUGAUUAUAUUAUUAACUGUAGACACACACAUACACACAAAAUUGUUAUUGAUCCUGGCCCUGCUAAAUCAAUUUGUCUACCUGGGACAUAGAUCACUUGCUUGUUUGGGACAGAGUUGCACUCCUGAUUAGCAGGUACAUAGUGGGGUACUCCAUCUCUGUCACUAGAAGCCUAAGUUACCUUUUGUGGUCAAGAGGUGUUUUCUACCAGUUUGGGCUGGUGCUCAGUUGUGACUGCAGUGGUCCAUGCAUUGGUAAGCUCAAGGCUUGAUUAUUGCACUUUCUGUGAAGCUGCCCUUGCAUCUGGUCUAGAAGUUUCACCUAGUGGAAAAUGCAACAACCAGACUGCUCACAGGAUUAGUGGCCCCAAUCGCAGCGGUGCAGGGUAGGGGAUGGUAUGGUGUAGGUGGUGGGCAGGCCGGGUAAAGAGCAGCUAGUGACUAUGCCAUGGGCCAGCCCCUCCUUCAUCCUUGGGAAUUACGGUUGUCCUUCAGUCAGCCCUCAGGUCUGUGGCUGCUGUUGCUGAAUGUCAGGUUGGCUUGGAGCAGGCAUAGGCAAACUCGGCCCUCUAGAUGUUUGGGACGACAACUCCCAUCAUCCCUAGCUAACAGGACCAGUGGUCAGGGAUGAUGGGAAUCAUAGUCCCAAAACACCUGGAGGGCCGAGUUUGCCUAUGCCUUGCUUGGAGUAAGGCCUCACUACACAUGCCUAAUCAAAGAAAUUAGAUGCUGUGAAUUGGAUCCUAUUGAUUAAAAUAUAUUGUUGAUUUUGUAAUGGAUAGGUCAAGUUCAUGAAACAUUUUGAAGUGAUUUACUGGUUCUUUGAACAGGACAGUGUUAACUGGUUGGUGAGCGAAAACAAGAACCACCCCUUGUUUUCUUUUCAAUGUGAAUUCGAGUUUUCCAGACUCGACUCACCGCUGCCCCACCCCUCAAAUCAAGCUAAAACUGACUUAGACAACUGGUUGGUGUAAUGCCAAUAUCUUCAGAAGCAAAUUGAGACAGAACUAGAUUCUGAAGUAGGAGACAUCUCUUUAUAGAAUAAAGCAUUAACUAGUAAUAGGGCUUUGCAGGGAGCUGUCAUAAUUAAUAAGCACCCGCGCACAAGGCUUGCUUUGUUAAAUACAGUGUAAUCCUUACAGGAGUUAUUGCAUGCAAUAAUUAACUUGAUUACAGAAGGCAGAAGGGGGAAAAAAGUCUCAGACUAAUCAAAGCACCCUCUGUAACUCAUAGGCUUUAAUAAUCAUUAUUUUCCCUCUUACAAACUGCAGGUGCUUCGUUAUGAGUUUUGAGAAUAACUAAAUGCUUGUCCUUAAGAUUUGAUUAAUAUUUAGGAGUUGUUUUAACGUCACAGAAAGCAUUAAUCAGAUCUUUAAUUUUUGGAUCAUUUUCCUGUUUGAUUGGGGAUAAAGUACUCAUCAAAAUGAAUUAAACAGGCCAUUUCAGUGCAGAAAGUUUGGCUAGUUCCUGGCUGUGGAGUUCAGGGCCAUUGUGUGUGGUUCAACUUUCUUCUGAGGGAGGAAAUACUUUGUGAAAAUAAUGCAGGUAUAAAAAAAAUUAAGGACUGUGCCACAAAGUAUUUCUCUGAGGCUGUAAUAUUAUUAUCCACUUAAAAUAAAGGGAUUCUCUAACUCUUACAGCGCUGUAGUUACUCGCAAAAAAUGCAUGAGUCAUAUUUCUAGGAUUUUGAGACGUUGCUUUUUGGUUGACACAAAUAAGGGGUGCAUCAGUUCUGGGUGAUCAGAGCUCUGCAACCUAGGCAUUUAUUUAUAAAGAAAUGUCUACCUCACUUCUCUUUAUAAAUAAAUCCUAAGUGGCUUACAGAAUCACUAAAACACACCAACUCAAUAUAUACAGCAAUAAAGCCCAGUAUAUCUUUAAAACAGUAUUGCAUAUUAGGAGCACCAUACAAGUUUAAAAGCGGGAAGAUAAACAUGGUAAACAACACUGGAAAUGUGACAAAAUACAAACGUCUUGUUGAAGCUUAAAAUAAAAAAGUAACCCUGUCCCAAGUCAUGUAGGACUUUGUAGGUCAUAAUCAGUACUUCGAAUUGUGUCCAGAUGUGGACCCAGCCAGUAAAGCUGUAAGACUGGCCCUGGUCAGUGUUCUGGCUGCAGAAUUCUUAAAGGGUAUUCUGAAGUUUCUGAAUACCCUUCAAGUGUCUCUAAUUUCCAGGGACAGUUCCAGAUUUAGAGAUGCUGUCUCAGUUUCUGAUUUGAUCCCAAAAUGUUCCGCUUUUCCUUACAACUUCCCUAUUUCCAUUGGAGAAAUGUUGGAAGGUAUGGAGUUAUCCGACCCCAUAGCCAUCUGAAGCAGGCAUCCCCAAACUCGCCCCACCAGAUGUUUUGGGACUACAACUCCCAUCAUCCCUAGCUAACAGGACCAGUGGUCAGGGAUGAUGGGAAUUGUAGUCCUAAAAACAUCAGGAGGGCUGAGUUUGGGGAUGCCUGAUCUGAAGGCAGCCCUGUAUGGGGAAUGUUUUCUAUGUUAAAUGUUUUCUAUGUUUUUAUGUAUGUUGGGAGCUGCCCAGGGUGGCUGGGUUUACUAUUUAUACGACUACUAAUACUACUACUACUAAUGGAAUAUUACAUUCCCAUUCCCAUCAGAGAAAUGUUGGAGGGCAUGUCCUUGAAAUGUAGCCCCAUGUAGUCCAAAUAACAUUACUAUGCACUACAGUAAUCCAAACAACAUGUAUAGGUGGUUUCUAUGGCCAGACUGCAUGUGCUGAUUCACCAACACCACCAUUUGAAGUCGGCCCCGUCAAUCAGGAAAUAAUUUUAGCCCCUCAAAAAUUCUAAUGGAUCAAUACAACAUGUUUAUUACUUUAACAGUGAAAUCCUAAGUAAAAUAAUAGUAUAAUCAUGGUUAAUAAAAAUGUGCUUAAUAGAAAUACCAGGAAAACUAUAAGCUGAGAAUCCCCCCCUCCCAUGCCAUUAGGCUGAAAAUAGCUGGGGACUUCUAGAAAUAACCAAUUUUCCUUCCAUGAACCAGAAAGGUAGAGAUAUAAAUUUACUUUGAAACCAUGAUAAUGGCAAUCCAAGUGAUGUUGACAUCAGCCUGGUGUUUCUUGCCAUUGCUGAAAGAGCAACAGUUACUGUUUAAUUCUAAUGCAGUAAGAUAGCCUGCAGCUAAAUAAUACAUUUCUGUUAACAAUUAUUUAGCACAAUCCUGAACUGCAAAUAAAUUUACAUAAAAAUUUGUCUCUUGUAGAGAGUACUUACAGGGAAUGUAAUUGGAUGUAGAGAGAAAUAAAAUGGCUCCAAAUGGAUGAAAUGUUUGCAUUACAAGAGCAUUAGCAUUCCAAAAUCCUUUAUAGAAAUAUAAACAUAUACAUUGCAGUGUUUAAAUACUAAGCAGGCAUAUAUAAUAUUUAAUGAUGUGCCAUCAAAGCUAUUGCUUUUUGUACAAAAAAAGAAAUGUAUGCAUUGGAAUACUUUUUGAAAUCCCACUUCUAUCUUAUGCAAGGCUGGAAUAUCAAUUUUUACCCUUGCAUCUCCUUUCCUCCUCUUGCUUCCCAUUCUUAUUUCUACCAUUGUCAAAUUUCAGGCAGCAAGUUUCUUGAAGAAUGAGCCUUCCAAUUUUGCCUAGACUGCUUUGUAAAACAGCAUGUACAAUGAAGAUAAUAAUAAUAAUAAUAAUAAUAAUAAUAAUUCCCAAUGAUCUAGACUGUACAUUCUACUUUGGGAUGCUUCUUUCCCCUUUUGUGUGUGGAAGUAGUUUAUUCUCAAGUUCAAGGUCUUAGCUCUUAUGUUCAACCAUUGUAACUUCUAUUAUCUGUGAUCAGCGAAGCUCUAGAGUGCUGGUAGGGUUAGCCCUUACACAUUUUCAAAAAUAAGGAAAUGCAUCAACAAAAAAGGGAUAAAAGAGGUCAUAUAUUUGCAUAUGCUAAUUUAUUUGUUAAUUUGUACAAAUUUAGCAAUAAUGACUGUAAUUUUAAAUUGAAAUAGGGUGUUUUGCAUCAUAGUGGGGGAGACUAUGACUUGUGUGCCUCCUCAGUCUGCUUUCUAGGUGCUGACUGUUGGAAGGAUACUUGAAGGCCGUUGUACUUCCUUCUUAUGUUUCUUUUGAGCUGUAAUUAGACUGGACAGUUGGUUUAAACAGAGGACUCCUUCAAAUAGAAGAUUGCCUUCUGUAAAGAAGGACAUUUCACCACCUUAUGCACGUAGAAUUAUUGUUGCUAAAUACUGUGAGCAGAUUGCUUGCUUAAGAAUAAGACCUAGUUAGAAACCUACCUGCAGUUGUAACGUUUGGAACUGGACACUGCACGGCGCUCAGAAGAGAUGUGAUUAUUUAAAACAGUGUUAUCUUUCUCUUUGAUUUGUCAGUGAGGCUGAAUCAUCUGCCUGACCCACUUAGCUCCAGAGGUUACCACUUUGGAGUGGGAGCCUGCACACAGCAACCCCACUUUGUGUAUGAACCAGACCUAAGUGAAGAAAGAAAUGUAUGAAUCCACUCUCGAAAGUGCAGUUAGAGUAAAUCUGACCUCUUUACAAGCUGGAAGUGGAGCAAAUCAAUUUUUUUUUAAAUAAACACUUUAGAGGUCAAUGUUACAUAGCAAUUCAUAUGGGCUGGCAUUUAAGCAGAGAUUAGCUUAUUCAUGAGAGGACAAUGACUGACGCCUCCCCUAGCAAGAGGACUGAGGGCAUGGAAACACCAGAGAGCUGUUAUUUAAUGGACUGCACUAAAUGUCUUAGACUUUAAGUUGUAACAAUACUAUUUCUCAUUUUUAGAAAAAAAAAUAUUGUUACUGUACAAAUAAUAGAACUGGGUGAUAACCAUACUAAUGUUAGCUGUACUUGAAGCAGACUCAUUGAGUAGAGUGUGACACCUCUUGAGUGUGACUUUGUUGGAUAUCACCCAGUGUUUCUCCAUAAUAAAAUACUAUUUAUUAAUAUUCCAACAUAUUUCUUGGGCUUAGGGGUUGGCUCGUUGGGAUAUACUGUAAACACAUAGGGUGUCAUACAAACCCAGCAAUAUGAUAUUAAUAAAAUUGAUAUUGCUGAACAGAUUCUUAAUUUGAAUUAUAUUGCAUUUUCCCCACCAUUCUGGUUAGCUGAUAUGUAGAACAAACUUGAAAGUAUUUUUUUUAAAGGCUUCAAAGCUGCUUAAUUGGACAUAGUUUAAACAUGUUUGUUAAUUAUUCCCUACUUUAAAUCGUGUCAUGUGCAGUAAAGACUGAGAGGCUGCAUGCUCAGAUUUCAACAUUAAUCUAGCCAUUCAAAUAAUUGCAAUUAAUGUAUCAAAAUUUGCUAUUUAAAUUGUUGUAAUUGCACCCAGCUGCAUUCAAGUGGCCUUAUUAUUCUUGUAGGGCAAGGGAAGAUCAAUAGAUGAACAUCCUCACUGUCAGAUCUCAAAUACUUUUCUGGUGCUGCUCUGCCUUGCACUCUUACACUCAUAAGAAUGAAUUGCAGUUAAAUAUUUUGACCUAACUAAUCUGUGAUUCCUCGUGAAGUCUCAGAAUACUAUAAUGCUAUAUAAGCUGUUAUUGCAGAAACCUAUGCCAACGUCGAAUUUUCUAGCAUUGUUUCUUUCUGCUCUGCAUAAUUAUGUUUAAAUAAAGCACAGAGAAUAUAGGAAUUAUUGUAAAAUACGAAGAUUGCAAUAAAACAUUCAUUAUAGGGGCAGUAUUCCAACUGGACAAGCAGCUCUUCGGUUUGGGCUAAAGGGUAGUAAAGGCAGAGAUAGCCUGAUGUUAAAUUUAGGUGAUAAGAUGCCAGAAGGGCAUGUAUGGAGCUGAAUUAGGAUAAAGAAGGAUGUUGGAAGAAGAUACAUACCGAUGCAAGGCAGAGUGUGUGCUCUGAGAACUGGGGAGAGGAAGAGAAAGUGUAAAACAAAUAUCACCUAUUACAAGGCAGGAGAAGUGAAGGAGAUUGCAGUGAAUCAGGAGGUCAUGUGAAUCAGGAGGUCCGAACAUGUGAAACUCAAGGAUUUCCUAGGCAGUUCCCGUUUAAUUCUUGGGCUUUUAUUAUCCACAGCACUCAGGGUUCUUCUAGGUCCCCUUGAUCUCUAUAUUACAUGGAACUAACACUGUGGUGUAGGGAGAGACAUGUGCUAAGAGAGACAUAAUGUCCAAAACAUAACAAGCCUCUGAAAGAAAGAUUGCCACAGGUUGAUUAUUAGAAUUUUACCUGUAUUAUAGUCUAUAUUCUGUUUUCGUAUGCUGCUCCCUGCUUUGGGAUGAAAGCAACACACACACACACACACACACACACACACACACUGGAAUGGUAACUUGCAGCUAGUUGGAAUUUUUAUUACAUGAAAUAAUGUCAGUCUUUCCUACAGGAAAAAGAGUUGAAUUUUUAAUAUGGGAUUUCCCCCCCCCCCAAAAAAAAUGUUCCAAAAGAACUUUUACACACUGUAUUUAAUCUCUUUAAGAGAACAUCCCAAAUGAAAACAGGUAUGCUUCUAUCGUUCUUUCCUGAUGGUGCUUGUUAUUUCAUGUUGACAACUUAUAUUUUCGCACUUCAUCUCCGGAUUAGUGCACUAAGCUGAAAGGUGACUUGUGCGCCUCUCCAGCUAUUCAACAUCUUUGUGCCGUCAAUUUUCAACCACCAGGACCAAGAUGAUGAUGUUGUGAAAAGGUGGUUUCUUCAAUCAAUUUCUUGAUUGUACGAAUUUUCACAAAGCUAGAGCUGUGGAGGUGGUGUCUGAACUCCAUUGUCAUCCAAGGUCAUAACUGCGUCCUAAACAUUUCAGAGAACUAUAAUGAAAAAAGUAAUGCAUGAAUGUAUAUGGGUGUGGUGGAAAAGAAACACACGUUUAGUUAGUAUAUGGUUGUGAUGAAGAAGUCAGAUGCACAGUUCAGCCCAACUUUCAUUCUCAUUAUUUGAAUUGACCUUUUGGACUGAAAAUUAAGUCUAUUUCGUUUCUCUAAAACUCCUGUCAGACUGUUGGGCAAGACCCAAUGGUGGGAGGGGAAUCAGGGGACGGUGGCAAAAGUAAGUCACCCAGGAAGUAAGUGUGAGUGCAUGUAUAUGUGUGCAUGCGUACAAGGUUUUGAGGGUAUUCUGCACCAGCAAAUUAUCAAACCACGGUAAAACAUCACACAUGAUGUCUUUUAGUUUUGUUGUAGGCUUCAAAUCAGGUUGUGUGCAAUACUUGGGACCAAACUGGAUUUGACUAAACUGGGAGUUCUGUGAUUGGCUACCCCAUAUAUAUUUACCCUGUAGCAAAAUCAGAUAAGGGUUGAGGCACUAGCAAAGGGCAUUUUCAACAAAUGUAAGCAGGAUGAGGCUUUCACAAAUGACACUUUCCAGAUGAAAAGGCAUCAUUUGGGUCAAACUAGAAAUGACCUUGGGAGAGCCUUGACUUGGACUCCCAUGCAUUAUGAUUUUUAAGUAAAAGCAAAUCACAUUGAAGUCGCAGUCCUGUGUAUCUUUAAUACCUUCCCCCGUGCCAUUUCUGGAGUAUAUACACCCCACACAUCCUUGAUGAACAGGAGACAAAAUGCACAACUUUUCAUCUUAUGAUAUAUUGGACGUUAAUAUAAAAGAUGUGCAAAACUAGGAUGUGCAAAUCAUUAUAUUUCCCAGUUCCCAGUGCCCAGUUUGGUCAGUUGGCACUCAAAUGAUCUCCUAUAAAUUCUAAGGUACAACGCACACUGUAACUGGAAUUAUCGCUGGUAGCACCCAAAAAUAGUAAUGUCCUCCAGAGCACAUUCAUUGAAAAGCAUUGAUAUUUAUUCAAUUAUUUGCAAGUAAGAAGCACAUAGAUUUUGUUUUCUAUCAAUCAGCCUGUUUUUAAUACUGUAAUCAUUACAUCAGUCAAAGAAUCCAUGUCAGACUUCUUCGCUAUCAAACUGUAUUCAUUACUUUGUAGCUCAGACAACCUAAUGAUAGUACUGCCUGCUCAAAAUAGCGCUUCGUUCACUUAUAUGCAUUUUAUAGAUAAUGAGCACGAUCUAUUCCCUUUCAUGUGUGCACUUCUGCUUAGGUGGGGAUGGUAUUGUUCCUUGUAAAGUAUUGGGGAACAAAGCUAAAAACUGUUGUAAGCUGACAACAAUAGACCUGAAUCAUAAUUAGCCUCCCAGCUUCUACCAUUCCAUUCCCUGCAGCUGGCCACUCCCCUUAACCCUUCAUUUCCUCAAGCCCAGGCCUUAAAGGAGCCUUACUGUCACAGGGGUAUCCAUAGGACAUCCUUGAGUUUCCCCACCUUUUUCAGCCACAGUUCUUUGGCAGGAUACUGCUGUACAUGACUUGGACAUGGUGCCCAAACAUCCUAUUCGAUUACUUCCAGCCUGCUUAAACUUCCAGGUAUAUACCAUGGUAUCAUCAGGGAGAACAGUUCUGGUUGCCUGAAUUUUAUUUUUAUAUAUAAAUAUCACAGAGAGCCAUUACAUCAGAAUGGUAUUCAAUGGACUAGUUAAUAGACUAUAGUUUCCUUACUAAGUGAGUGAUGUUCAGCAAAUAACUGCAGUGCUGCUAUAUCAGUUGCAGGAAAUUAUGAGGGACCCAAGUUUGCCUACCUUGUGCAUUUUGGAUAGUAGCAAGAAGAUACCUGGUUGAGGGGCCCAUAGUGUGUUCUCUAGAAGUGUUUAUAAGUAGUUUCUCCCCUAUAUCUUAUACCCCUGUUUCCCUAUGUAUGCCAAAUGAGAAUAAGUUUGCAUCAUACUUCUUGAAACCUUAAUCAUCCAGUUUGUGUUUAAGGUGCCACAAGACAUGCAAAGUUAGUUAUUCUUGAAUCUAAAAAUGAUAAAUUGUCACACUAUAGUAAAUAUAGUAGCAGCAAAGGCAAAUUUUGUGUAAUAACAAGAAGUGGCUAAGAUACAUGCCUUUGUACUCUUGCAGUACAUCAUUUUGUGGUGUGCAAUGUGGCAGUCAUCUUUGGUUGCACAACCAUUCCUCCUUUUCAACCAUUUCAGCCCCCAAGGACUGUUACAAUUAAAGUGGUUUUGCUUAUACUGCACAUCUGUGAGCCUGCAUUUAUGAACUUCACUUGCCGGGAGUGUUUUUUGGAGAACAGUCUGCCGUUGCAGUGACUUCUUAUUUGUAAACCUGAGCUUGUUAAAUGCAAAGAGCUAUAUUAAGGCAGCUGUACUGUUGAGAUUUAUACUCACAAGUCAAGAAGUUCAAAGUCAUCGUUCCCCUGACAACCAUACUGUGUGUCCCCUUGUUCAUACUUGAUGACACAGUUUUAUUACUAUGUCUGUGUAGAGACUUGUAUAUAUCAAGCUCUUUGUGCAAUUCUGGCAUCAGGUUUGGAGGCUUGUUUCAGGGUGGAGAAGAUGGUACAGCAAAACAGCUAUGCCGUAUUAAUGUCCAUUCCAUAUUCUAAGGGCAGAAGGUGAUCUCACUCCUUUUCAUUUUAAUUAAUUAAUUAAUGCAUUUACUUUACAUUAAUAGUACCAUCAAAUCCCUAAGGGUUAUGGCAUUUUUCUACAAAACUUGGCUGCUUGACUGUGGAAUGAAUACAUCUGUAACUGCUGUUUGUGAGAGUUUGCAGAUCAAGUAAUAGAACAUUGCACAUACAUCACCUCUGUGGGACCUAAAAUUUGGGCCAAACAAUGUAUUUCAGUUGAAAAGAGUUAUUUGGAUGCAGUGACAUGUAAGAGAUAAUAGAAACAGCAAUAACCUCCCACUCAAUUUCUAUUUCUUCUGCCAUAAAAAAUAUUUAUUUUGAUCUGUAGUUGUCAUUAUUUCAUGGACAUGGGGAACUAUUACCACUGUGAACAUGCUGGAGUUGAAAGGAAAGGAAAGAUUGGAAACAAAGUGAAAGCCAGGGGGGAAAAGAGUACAGCUUCCUUCAAAAAUAACCUCCAGUGCCUCUGUCCCUCUGCUGAGAGGACCACAUUCUUCUAUUCCCAUUCAACUGGCAAGUGACCACACCUGCUGUUUUACCAAGGGACCAAUGGGCUCCCAAAAGCUCUCUGGGUCUCUUACUUUAACCUUGCUGUCUCUCCAUCCCACUUCCACUGCAGCUGGAUGCAGAUUUUUUAAUCUCUUCUUUCAUAGUUGCAAAUCCCACUCUUCAUUUAGCAUCAUGACCCUCCUAUAAAUUCCUCACCCACAGCCACAGGGAAGAAUAGUUCAGCUUCUCAUCUACAUAUGAGGUAGAUACAGAGAAACAGGAGAAAUUGAGUACUUAAACCAUCCUAUGAGGAAUAACAUAUUGAAACCAUUCCCACAUGUAUCUAAAUCAGCCACUGUCCUCCUUUUAACCUAUAGACUUCUAUGAACAAUGACAGGUUAAUUCCCCUCUCACCAUCUGCUACUGUAAAGACUGGAAUAUUUCCCUAUUUUAAACUUAAGUGUUAUAAAGUUAUACUAAUGUUUACAUCAGGUAUAGGUAAUAUGGUGUCUGUCAGAUGUUGUGUACGAAAACCCUAUCAUCCCUGGCAAUUGGCUGGGACCGAGAGUUGUAAUCAACAGCAUCUGUUGGAGGGUAUAAUGUUGGCUAGCCCUGGUUUACAGCAUGAAGAGAAAUUAAAGGUCUAAACUAGUCCUGAACAGCUGCAAUUCUGCUCUGCUCUAGUAAAAAAUUGUGUAGACUGCUAUAGGCAGCCAGGUCUGAAGUAUUAAAAAUGCACUGUGUUAUCAGACUCCAAAAAGGAACUGAAAAGAAAAAUGCCAGAAUGUAAAAAGAGUGCUUUUAAUCCAGGCUCAGAUAUCUCAUAAGUAACCAAAUGGAAUUUUAAAAUAGCUACAAAAAUGAACCUUUGGGCAAAACAUAUGUAGCACAAACUGCAGCCAAAAAGAAAGCCCUUUUUUUCUUGUUUGUCGUUGUUGAAAAGAAGGUUCCAAGUGCCUGCAAAGAGUGAGUGACUGAAAAAUUACUUCUCAUUACCCAAAAUGGUGGAGAUGCUAUUUGCCAGCACAGUGCAAUAAUGUAGCUUGCCUUGUGUGCCGGAGAAUCUUGCAUGUCAAGCACCUGCCAGGUACUUUAGCAUUUUCACUAUAAAUGAGAUGUGUAGUAGUAAAGUAAAGCUGCCUGCUAAGAAGCUCAGACUGAGCCUUGGCACUUACUCUAAAAACAAUACCUUUGUGAAUAUUCCAGAAGGCAAUUUAAUGUGAUUCUUAGUUGAUUAAAGUGUUUCUUUACAGCAGCUUCAAUCAUGGACUAACGUUGUAUGUGGAAGAGUUUAAGAGUGUCUGAUUUUGAUAGAUAUUGCCAUUGAAUGCUUUCUGACUGAACAGAGGAGAAUGUGGUGGUAUCUCCUUCAGAUUUGGUGUUAGCAAAUAUUCUUACAGUCUUGUUGUUUUAAAAUUACCGUCUAUUGAAUAAGAACUCGAGUAUAACUUAAUAGCAUAUAUUAACUAAAAUUGUCAUGAGUAGCCAUUGGCAACAUGCUGAGUAAGCUCAUGAAAUAUAAAUAGGCAUUCUUCAAUAUGUGUCUGACAUAUCAGAACUUGCUGCAGUAUAACUCAGUUGGACAUUAUCCAUGCUGACUGUAAACAGCAGAAGACCUCAGUGAAGAGAAUACUAGACAGUUUUGAAUCUGAAUUUGUGGAAGAAAAGUCAUCUUCAGUCCCUGUACUAAUUGCCUAAGAACUCCUACGGUUAACAAAUAAAUUGUAUCACCUGUUCCCAAGUUUUCCGAUUUCACUUCUUUGAGCAGGGAAAACAUGGCAUGAUGUCAGAUACUUAUUGAAGAAUCCUACUUAUUUACAUGAGUUUACUCAGAACAUUGUGGUGGCUACUUGGGGCAAUGAAUAGAUGAGGUGCACCUUAUCAGUUUAGUUUUAACAGGUGUGGGGCCGCUGUUUUGGGAGACAGCCACAUGUCUCUUGUGACUUCCUUUGUCUGCACAGACAACGUGCAUGCUUCCUUCUGACCUAUUUGCUUUCUAUACUGUUGCUAAUGAUAAAUGUCUGAUCUCAUUCAUCCUAGAGAGCUUUGUUCUUUAGAAUGUUUCCAGACACAGGGUUUUGCAAUCUAAAUUUCAGCACUGGUAAUGUGCACUGUCUACACUGAACAGUACUGAAUGCAGCAUAAGUCUCUCAGGGUCUGCUGAGAACAGCUCUGGUAGCUUUGAACUCUCACAGCAAGGAGUACCUUUUAUUUGGAGCUACUUCCUCUUGCUUUAUGGUUGGAUGCUACUAUCUCUGUUGGGAAUGAUGGCCCAGUUUGGAGUUGCUAAUCCAUAGUUUAGUGCUCAGUAAAUGAGCCUACUUGAGCCUCAGGCAAGAGCGCUCCACUCUCCUCUUCCAGCAUGGAUGUGAGGAGAUCAGAAGCAUAUGAUUUCAACAUGGCCAGAAUUGUUGUUUUGUCCAAACUCUGAACUCCGGUUAAUUUAAACCAUGGUGUGUUGAAAGAAGCCAAGGUCAUGAAACCACAGUUUCAAUAAUCCAUAGGUGAAACCCGCCACAGUUUGACUUUUUUGGGGGUGGGUGUGUAAAGAAUGAUUAUUCUAAAUGAUGAAAUGGAUGCUUCUAGUUUCCUUGUGGCCACACUGCAGUAGGACAGGAUUGGGAUCACAUAAAACAAAUUGUUUGUUUAGCACUAUGGGAUGUGGGUGGCGCUGUGGUCUAAACCACUGAGCCUCUUGGGCUUGCCAAUUGGAAGGUUGGUGGUUCAAAUCCCGGCUACGGGGUGAACUCCCAUUGCUCGGUCCCUGCUCCUGCCAACCUAGCAGUUUGAAAGCACGUCAACGUGUCAGUAGAUAAAUAGGUACCGCUGCUGCGGGAAGGUAAAUGGUGUUUUGGUGCACUGCUCUGGUUUUGCCAUUAGUGGCUCAGUCAUGCUGGCCACAUGACCCAGAAAAACUGUCUGCAGACAAACGCUGGCUCCCUUGGCCAGUAAAGCUAGAUAAGCGCUGCAACCCCAGAGUUGUUCGCGACUGGACUUAACUGUGAGGGGUCCUUUACCUUUACCUUUAUGGUUUCAUCUUAUGUCUGAACCGGGUAUUUGACUAUAAGAGUUGUUCAAUAGGGUCAGAAUUCCCUGUUACUUAUCAUCGAGUGGUUUUUGCUGCAUCAACACUAGGUCUUGAGUAUUAUAGUAUGGUGGAAGCUGUUUCCUCACACUCCAGAUUUAUUAAAUAUAUUGAUUGCUGCAAUCUAGCUUAAUGGUUUCCCAUUAAUAUGAUGAGUGGAUUUGUCUAACUGACCUCUGUGCCCUUUUGAAAACUGAUGCCUAUACCUGUGGCAUUUUUCUAAUAAUGCAAUUACAUUAGAUAUAAAAUUCUCCACUGACUUGUCCUAAUAAGGAAGUUAAAAAUUCUAGUCACCUAAUUUACAUCCUAUUCCUUAGAAACUGUUUUUGUAAACCUUGGAACUGCUUAUGCUUUUUCCAGUCUCCUGGUACAUUCUGAUAUCUAGAUUUCCUAAAAAUAGGUUCUUACAGGUCACCAUCUUAUGUCAAAUAUAAGCUUGUCCCAGAAGCUUCAGAAAAGGAACAAAAGAUCCAAAAUGGCCAAUUAUACAAUAGUUUCCCUAUAAGAGUGUUUUUGUAGUGGAAUAUUGAUUUAGGUCUUCAAAUACAAAUGUUUAUCCUUGAAUGCCUUUUAAAAUAAAAUCUUACCAAACAUCAUUGAGUAUACAGUGCACAGCAGUCCUUGGCAUCCUGCAGAGUUUUUCUUAGAAGAAAGAUGAAUGUAAAGUCUCUUGGCUAGUAACUGAUUUAUAGAAAGUUGAACCACUUUUAACUUCCAUGCAUUUUGUCCUUGGUUUGUUGUGUUUGCAAUGCAAAAGGGCAUUUUCUUAUUGUGCAGGCCUUAUAUUUCAGACAUUAUUUUUUGCUCUGAAAAAGAUAAUAUUUUCCUCCAUUAUUUCUCUCUAUCAAGGCAGCUAUAUUCAUAAUUUCUUCAUGAAGGGUAGUCUUCUCUGUCAUUCGUCUUACCAACUGUCUCACUUUUCAGAUAUUCUAGUUUUUAAGCCUGUCAGGAACGCAGUAUUAAUAUUACUCAAAAAGAUCUUUAAAAUGAUUUGUGAUGGCAGUGGCAUUAUAAUAAUGUUCUUUGUAUUGUUUUCUAUCUUAUGCAAAACAUAAUGUUCAGUUUGUUCUCUCCCUUUAUAGCAUAAGUCAAAGAUGAGAAGGGGUAGUACUGAAAAUGAUGCUUGCUUAUUUUCACAGUUCAUAGAGUUCAUCAUAGAAUGGUAGAGUUGGAAGGGACCACCAGGGUCAUCUAGUUCACCCCUGCAAUGGAGGACUCGUUUAUCUAAUGUGGGGCUCAAACCCAUGACCCAGAGAUGCAGAGUCUCAUACUUUACCGACUAAGUUAUUCCCUUCUUACCUUCUUACUGUAAAACACAGAAAACGCUCUCAAUUCAGAUGUGGACAAUUCUUGAACAGGCAGUAGCUUGUGUCCUCACAUCUGCACUUGUGUUGGUUCCUUCUCCAUUUCCUGUUUAGCACUAAUUACAGUUUGGCAUGGCAUCCAAGUUGGUUAGCUGUUGCCCUCUGAAUUAGAAACCUGCAUUAAACAAUAGUUUCCAGUUCUGGUUUGGAGGUCAAGGACUAAGGAGGACCCUUUCACUGUAUGGCCCUAUGGGGCUGGUGCCCCUCCAGCCUGAGAAUGUGAUACUGCCAUCCUUGGACACAAAGGGCUCCAGACCAGAAUAUGCAGUGAGACCCUAAGCUCCCCUGCUCUGUUGCAGCAGGAGAAUUAUGCAGCAGGCUCGGCCCCUUUAAUUGAACAAGCACCUCCCAGUGCAGGCAGGUCUAACAGUUGGAAUGCAGCUGUUGCUACUAUAGAUAGGACUUGGUCUCUGUUUGUUGCUUGCUGAAGCCACAUCAGAAAAAAGCCUGCACCCAGGCUAAACCCUGCCAAUGGACAAUGGGUAACUGUGUGUUUGAUACUGAAUGAGUGCAUCAUAUUAUUUUUGUCCAAAGUGAUGCAGACCUCAGCAGUGAAGGGGGAGGUGUGUCUGUGUUUCCCCUCUGGCCUGCUGGUUGUUUUUCUAUGUAGAUAGCUGAUCAGGAGCACACAGGAUUUUUUAAAAGGCUCAUCCUGCAAGAUUUGAUUCAGAAUCUUUUGCCCUACCAGUUCUGAACUAUGGUCACUGUUGCCUUCUGUCCCCUGAAUUCUGCACUGUUAUAUGAAAUCUGGAUUUGGGUCAGUGCUUGCAGUCAUUUCUUUAUCCUCCCUAUAGGCUGUACUUGCAAUUUAUCUCACAAUACACAAGCACAUAGAUUCUAAGUAUUAGUGAAGCAAGCACCUGCAAAAUCCUUAGCAAUUAUAAGUUUGCUGAAGUAUCUACCUAAGAUAUUGGAAAAAUAAAGCAAUAUGUUUUGCUUCACAUUUUCAUUCUAUUUUUGACAUGUACUUGCUCAGUAAAGAUUAAGCCAAUGCUAUCCAGCACUUAAAAUUAAUAGUGUAUUUGAACAUACAUAAUUCAUAUAUGCACACAGACACAGCAGGGGAGGAGGAAAUCACAUUUGUUCACUUGAGCCUCAAUAUCAGCAGCAGGUUCUCCAGAAAGCACCAGUUCUGAAUAAGUCUCUAUAAAAUUUUAAAAUCCCCUGGUUUCAGCCACCAGAUUUCUGGGGCUGCAGGUAUCUUGAGUCUUCCCUUUAAUUUCCUUAACCAAGUUACUCUUAUUUUUCUUUUCCUCAUACGCUUGUGAAAUUGUGGGCAGAAAAUUCCUGCCUUGCAGGGGGUUGGACUAGAUGACCCUUGCAGUCCCUUUCCAAUGCUACAAUUCUGUGAUUCUUCCAGUACUUUGGGGCUUUCUUGCUUUGUGUUUAAUAGCAUUAACAAAGACUCCAAAGGAUUACAAGUACAUUUGUGUGCAGAUAAAGCAAUGUUUCUGUUAUGCACAAAGUCUUUGUAGUAAAAGCACGGAAGAGAAAAGCCUCGCAAGACAGAAAUGUUAUUUUAAACAUUACAAGUUAAGGCUUAAGGGCUAUGCAAUCAGAUAAAAAUGCUUAAGAUAUAUAGUGUUCACAAAGCCAUGAGCUUAAUAGUGUUUAUUAGAGAUGCUAGUGAAGCUUACUAGGCUUAUUAUCCCCCCUCAAAAAUGAGCUUCAUGACUUAUGAAACCUCUGAUUUCUGCUCCAACUUGAGCAGGAAAAGAAAAUCCUGGUGCUGGAGCUGGAAAAGAAAUCCUGGUGCAAUUCAGCAGACCCCUUCCCUUCCAUUCAAAAGCUGCCAGGGGCAGAGGAAGGGGGAGUGCCCUAGGGGCGGAAUUGCCCGGGUGUCACCACUGAGGGGGGUGACAAAAUGCUGGGUGGCACUUACCGUGAGGCCUGCAGCGCACCCGAGCCACGCAUCUCUCCUGGGAGAGACAUGGUGGCUUAGGCUUAGGCCCAGUAUACCUGAAGGAGCGUCUCCACCCCCAUUGUUCUGCCCGAACACUGAGGUCCAGUGCCGAGGGCCUUCUGGCAGUUCCCUCACUGCGAGAAGCAAAGCUACAGGGAACCAGGCAGAGGGCCUUCUCGGUAGUGGCACCCAUCCUGUGGAACGCCCUCCCAUCAAAUGUCAAAGAGAUAAACAACUACCUGACAUUCAGAAGACAUCUGAAGGCAGCCCUGUUCAGUGAAGUUUUUAAUGUGUGACAUUUUGAUGUAUUUUUAAUCUUUGUUGGAAGCCGCCCAGAGUGGCUGGGGAAACCCAACCAGAUGGGUGGGCUGCAAAUAAUAAAUUAUUAUUAUUAUUAUUAUUAUUAUUAUUAUUGGCGUGCGCAAGCUCCACGCUGUCCAAAUGGUCCACCCACUGCCUCCCCCUCAACUGUAGGGCGGCUGUGUAGGAGGAGGCAGGCAGACUCCUCAAAGACCCCGCGGAACAUCCUGCCCCAGCUGGCCCUGCCCCACGGGUGGCUGGCCCCACCCCUAGGCGCAGAACAUGCACGCCACCCCAGUCACCCGAACGGCUUGCACCGCCGCUGAAAACUGCAAAACUCCCAAGGGCCUGUGGAGCUUUUUGUCCUGUGCAGCACACCAAAGAGGGGAGGGAGGGCCAGGAAAAUCUUCCCUCUUAUCAUAUGUAAGGGUUUUUAUAGGAAUCAGAACUAUGUUGGGUGCUGAGCAUAAUUGGAUUGGAGCUGGGGAAACUAUUUAUGGUUUUGUUUUAUUUGUUUAUUUAACAAAUCUGCAGGCUGCUGCACAGCAUAAAGCCUUCAAAGCAGUGUACAAAAUAAAAGCUAAGUAAGACACAUGUUUUGAAAGCAAUAGAAUCAUUUCAGAGAACCAUAUAAACAAUAAAACCAUCAUUGCAAAUUCUAACAAAACAAUAAAAACAUUUCUGCAGAUAUAUUUAACUGAUACCCUAUAAAUGACUGGGUUACACCUCAGAAAAAAAAUUCUUACACAAAAAUUUCUUUGCUGGGCACCCAGGCAGCAUGAUACAGACCCCUGAAUUUUGGCUAUUAACCGAUUCCAGAGAACCAGAGCUAGAACACUGCAAGCCCAGUUUUGGAAAUAUUUCCAAGCUAAUUUGGUGUGAACAAGAGGAAGCUCCUCCAUCUCUAGUGCUUGUAUUUCGGCGGGGGAGGGGGAGGUCUGGGAGGGGGCAGAAUGCAGCAAUGUGAAAACUGAGAAAGUUCCCCCUAUUGACAAAUUGCCAUGGUCCAAGUGCUUUGAGUAUCUUCUGUGAGGGUUUGUUUUGUUAUAUUACUGCUUUUUUUUCUAUGCGGUUUUUCAUUCUAAGUCCUUGUUGGAGUUGUCAUGCUGAGGUCUCAUGCGUUCAGAUGCAUUUAUCACUGCUAAAUGCUUCUUUAUAAUUUAUAUAUCCAGCUGUGGUGAAAGCAUGUGCUAUUAGGAGACUGGAGGAAGAGGAGGCCUUUUUUGCUGGAACAAAUUACUAGGGAAGAAGGUGGGGGGAGGGUGAGAGAAUAUUGUUGUAAAAAAAAAAAAGGAAAGAGGUGUAAUCAACUGGCGUUUUUCUGCUAUUAUCAAUAAUGUGUUUAAUAGGUCUUCUGACGCGAGCUUCUUUUUCAUCUUGAUCCUGAAGUACAAGACUUUGCUGUGAUACAACAUCAGUCUUACUCCUACUUAUUCUCCUUACUUUAUUUUGCUCUUUUUUGAGUUCUCGGGGGCCCAACUAGGUGUGACACGGGGAAAAUAUGUGAUCAGAUCACUUGAUCUGUUUGUCAUUGAAUCAUUCCAGGACAUUGUGCUAUGGGAGUAUUUGUCUUUCUUUCCCCCCUCCCAUUUUAAUAAACAUUUGGGGGACAAUAUAAGUCAGGAAAAUGGAUAAGAGGGAAAGGGCUAAGCCUUUGUCUACACGAUUAUGUCCCCUCUCAGUGUCUGCCUUUUAUCAAUGAAAUAACACAGGGGAUUUGCAAUCAUAUUUUUAAAUGUCUACUUUGCCCCAAAGUGUUACAGGUUUGGAAAAAAGUUGAGUACAUCUGUCAUAGAGUAGUGUAGGCUUAUGUCUAUACAAACACACAUGUGUUACUUGUUUCUUUUUGUGUGUGUCCCUAGCCUUGGGAAAGAGCUGCAUGGCAUAGUAUAAUGGCAAAAAAAUCAUUGGAGAGAAACAAUAGUAGUAAGACUGAAUUGGGCGCAGGGAGGUUCAUUGAUGACUGAAAAUGCAAACAGGGUCUUUUUGUGCAGAAAGCAGCAGCAGUGCAAUUAAGGUUAUUUGGUUUGCUGUAGCAGGGAUGAAAGAUAAAAACCUAAAUAAGUACUUAAACAUACUGAGAUGUUGGCUCUUUGCCUCUGGCUUCUUAUAACACAUGAAAAUGGGGGCAUUGCAAUGUUAUUUUGAUACCCCCCCCUGCUCUCAUUGGUUUGUUCUGACAGAUAAUAUUGAUGAGAUAGGAUAGUUUUAACACUAGAAGAGUCCGAGACUAGGUCAUAUGAUGGUCCAUCUGUGGCACAUUCUCUUAACUGACUGCCCUCGGGCAACUGGACAUGGGAGGGUGUGUGUGUAUGUAAUAUAUGGGAGUUUGAUCACAUAUUUUAAUUCAGUUACAAAUCCUACAAAGGCUGAUACCUCACACCACCCACCAAAGGUCUGAUGUAUUCAGAGCCUAAUUUUCAAAAGUCAUUGAGCCUACAUCUAGUUUCUGUACCACAGGAGAAAUGCUGCUCUCACAGUGACUAACCUGUGAACAACAACAACAAUUUUAUUACUAUUUAUACCCCGCCCAUCUGGCUGGGUUGCCCCAGCCACUCAGGGCAGCUUCCAACACAUGUAGAAAUGUAAUAAAACUUCAAACAUUAAUAACAACAAUCAGAUCUAAUAUAAAAAGUCACAAUAACUAUAAAACAAACUACAAGAAGGAACUGAGCACAACAGCUGUCUCCUCACUUCUCAUUGCCAAAAAGUGGUGCUCCAGACAUGCUGUUUAAUGUACAAGGGUUUAGGCAUGCAGAGGGAAAAGGACAACAAAGGGUUAAUUUCAGGGUGCUGUUUAAUUUGGGCAUGUUUUUGGCCUGCACCUGCAGCUAGUUAAGCAUGUGAGAAUGACUCAUCACAAUAUACAGUAUAAAUGCUGUUGUGUUUGAAGUAAGUUUCCUCUUGGCCCAAUGCCCUUGACCAGAGCAUAGCCUGUGUAUGCUGUAAGGAGCAAACUGUAUGUAACUGAAACUGCACUGUACUGUCAGUAAUGCAACUGAGGCUGGAUCUAGACAGGGGUCAGCAAACUUUUUCCGCAGGGGGCCGGACCACUGGCCCUCAGACCUUGUAGGGGGCCGGACUAUAUUUUGGAGGGAACCCCCCAUGACUCUCCCCUCCCUUCUCCACAGCACCAGACAAGCCCCAGUGGCUGUGUACCUGUGCCUUGUGAGCAACAGGGGCUGGCGGUGGCGGGACGAUAAGCGGCGCAAAAGGGCUGGCUCCGGAGAGGGGCUACUUAAAAUGGUGCUCAGCCAACCACAGUUCAACAAAGCCCAGCCCCCUUCCUUCUCUAGGCAGGGUGGGGAGAAGCCAGGAGGGAGGGAGGGAGGAGUGCUGCCGCGGUGUGUGUGUGAGGGAGGGGGCGAAAACGGUGCAGUCCGAACGAUCAGAAUCCCCAUGGCGAUUCCUGGACUGUCCGCGGGCCAGAUCCAGAAGGCAAGUGGGCCAGAUCUGGCCCCUGGGCCUUAGUUUGCCUACCCAUGAUCUAGACACAUCAAAGAAGUGUUUCAGUUAAAAGCGUUGUAAAUUUAAACAGGGAAAACGCGUAGAGAAAAACAGGGCUCCACAUCACCAUCUAGUGGCACAAUGUUAUAUCACACAUACAACGCAUAUAAAUGUCUUUUUCUUUACCAAUCUAGCUGAGUCCUGACCCAUCCUAGAACUGUUUGGUCCUUCUCUGUUCUCAUGGCACACCCCGUGCUGAUGUUAGGAUAGGCACUCUGCACACUGCCUCUGACAGUAGAGGAAGAACAUACAGUAACCGCAUAUGCUCUGUGAAUUUGCCCAAUACACUUUUAAAGCCACCACAGUUGGUGGGAGCAUAUUGCGUAAAGAAGUAGUCUUUAUGUGUGUGUGUCUGUCCUGAAUAUUCUGAUAUUCAAAUUCAGUGGAUGGCCCUAGGUUAGUAUUAUAAAUGAGGGAGAAAAACUGCUCUUUCUCCACCCCAUCAUAAUCUUAUAUACGCCUCUGCUGUGUUCCCCCUUACUCAUUUUUGUCUACACUAAAAAGCCCCAAAUGUUGCAACCUUCAGCUCUUGAUCAUUUCCGGUUGCUGAACCUUUUUAAGCUCUACAAUAUUCUUUUUGAGUUGAGGUAACCAGAACUAUACACAAUAUUUCAAGUGUGGUUGCACUAUAGUUUAGGAUAACAACAUUAGGUUAUUGGCAGUUUUUACCUUCUACCCUUUUCCUGAUUAUACCUGACAUGGAAUUCACAUUUUCUGCAGCUGCUGCACGCUGUGUUGAUAUUUUUUUGCCAAGUUAUCCACUAUGACCCCAAAGUCUUGUUCCUAGUCAGUCACCACCGGUUCAGAUCCCUUUAGUGUUUAUAUGAAAUUAAGGUAUCACUCCCCGCCACCAACAUUACUGCCCAUUCACCCAAUUUGGAGAUAGCAUUUUGGAGCUCCUCAGGAUCCCUUUUUGUUUUUACCACCCUGAACAAUUUGGUAUGAUCGUGGUGCUCUGUGGUUACCUCUUCGCAUUGGGACCCAUGCCAGAACAAGUAAAAAAGCAUGGUUCCCAAUACUAGGCAAGUUAUGUGCUACUGGAAUGUCUCGUGGCAAAAAUUGUGUAAGGUAAUAUGAAAAAAAAUAUCUGACAAGCCCAGUAAUAGCUUAACUGGGUAAAGGUUUUAGUAAAAACUUGCUUUAGCUAGAGCAAAAUUAGUAUUAAAUGACACUUAAGAGUGUUUGAAAUAAAUGUCCUUCACCUAUCAUCACGCUACUGUGGAAUAUUUAAAGUGAGUCUUGAGAAACUAUAAUUUAUUCGUUAUUGCAAGUUUCUCCAGCAAGGGUAAUUUCAUAAUGCACCAAGCUCAGUAUUAUAGAAUUAAUGGAAGUAAUAAUAUUGAGUACUUUCUGGAGAGCUUUUUUAAUAUUCAAAGCAAUUGACAAAUGUAUUGUGUAACGGCUGAGUAAGUAAAAGCAAAGAAUUGUUUUAACUCUGAAGCAAAGUGUGUUUCAGCACCCAUUAUGGAAACAUAAAUGCUUUUGAAUCUCUUUAGCAGAUUAAGAAGAUAUAUUGCUGGGUGUGAGAAUGUUCCAAACAUGCAUCAUGAUCUUCUAUCUUUUCAUUCCUAAUGACCGAAUGCUUUAUCCUAGAAUAGCCAGAGGCAAUUGCUUAAAUAGCUGGCAAAUUGGGUGCAUGCAAAUAAUGUGAUGCAUUUGAAUAAUUUCUUUUUGCAGAUGACCAAAAAGGAUUUAAAUGCAGAGGGACAGCUAGUUUUGUGUGUCAGAACUAUGUAGCAACUUCAGCUCCUAUGGAGUGAACAGUGCUUUAGUAGCUGAUACACUAAUACACAGCUAAGGCAGCACAAUGAACCCUGCUCUGCUUCACUUUUAGCUUCCCGCUCUCUCAAAUCUUGUAGUAUUAUCCAAUUGCAACUGGAUGGAACUGGUCUCAUGUUGACACAAUGCUAAAUUAUGAUUUGGUGUUACUUGAAAGAGCCUCGGGCUCACACAUCCUGUUCCCUCUCCUUCUCAAGCACAGCUGCUAGGAGAAUACUGGAAGCUUUACUUCCGUUUUUAAUUAAGUGCAGUUUAGUGUCUUCUCCAAAUCCAGACAAACAUUGGUUAGUUGAAACAAGCCAACUUCAUACCAUGAUCAGCCACAGGUUAGGUUUCAAAUACAGUGCUAAACGGUGGUUAAUAAUAAUAAAAAAAUAGAUGCAGAAGUUUCUUAUAUCCUUAUGAGUCCACUAGAGGAGGAGAUGGGAGGAGGACUAGGCUUGUUCUCACAAUGCUAAACUGUGUUUUAGCAUUUUGUCCUACCCGUUCCAUGGUCAUUAUUCUUAAAAAUCACAUGAUGCCACUAAUCCAUUAAAUCUGCCCAUCUACUACCAAGCCAGGUUCAAGGUCCUUGUAUUUACAAUGCCCUGAACAACUUAGGUCCGAGGUACCUUAGGGACUGCCUAUACCUUUAUAUCCUGGCUUGAUCACUGAGGUCACCUGCAGGAGCUUUACUAGUCAUCCCUCAAGCUGGUGAGGCUCAUCUGACAGCAACAAGAAGCUGAGCUUUUAGUGUCAUUGGCCCAGUCCUGUGGAAUGCUCAGCUAAUGUUUUAGAGAUUCAGCAGGCAAUUAAGAAAGCGUCUUUCCAAAAUAGCUCAUAGAAUCAUAGAAUUUUAGCAUUGGAAGGGUUGUGUAGUCCAGCCCCUGCAAUGCAGGUAUCCUGUCUACAGCCAUCCCUGGGUGGGCUCGAACCACCAACCUUCUAGUUGACAGCAAGAUGCACUAACCCAUUGCACCACAGUGAGUUGGUUGAUGUUUUAGGAUUUAAAGUUUUCACAUGAUUUUUAUUGUCUAUAAAUAUUCUUGUUUUAAACUGCUUUGAGGUUUUUUUAACCAACUAGUUGUAUAUAAAUAUUUUUAUUAAGAACAAUGGGGAUAAUGCGGUUGAGAAUACUGGAAUGAUCUUGGUGAGCAAAACAUGAGAAAAAUGGCAUUAUCCCUCACUGCAAACUAAAUAUAUGUCCUGUUUGUAUUACUGUGGAGAAAUCAAAAGGUGAAUGCUGGACUUUGGUUUAAAAUUAUUGCAGUGAACAGCACUUUAAAAAUACGAUUCAAUCCAAAAUCUGUUUGCAGGUAAAUAACAUCACAGUUAAACAAAGGCUUUUUGCAUUGGUUUUCUCUUAGAUUAGUUGCCAAGUUCUAUGAAAAUUGUAAACAUGAUGAAUUUUGGGUCACUUACCUUUAACCCCAUCCAAUCUUUGAAUGUUUAAAUGAUGUGCACUUAGGCACAAAAGCUUACACCUCAUAAGGCACUUAACAGCCAUAUGACUUUAUUGACCAGUUUCUCAUCUUAGGAACUGAAUGUGCUUAUACUAUACAUUUUUCAAUAUGUUACUUUGUUCUUAAAUGCCCCUGUAACCAUGUCUUGAAGUCACUAUGUUGUAGAAACUCAGUACGUGGGGUUCAGGGGGCAGAGAAAGUCCAGUAUGAUUAUACUUUGCACAGUUGGACACUUCUGCACAACAUCCUCAUCCACUGCCUUCUGAGCAGCAAUUGCUGCUGCUUUAAUAGAUAAUCUGAGAAGCAUUAGGCUCUGCAAAUCGUAUCUUAUCAAACAUUCCUGGAUAUUCAACAAUUAAACUCUUGGCUAUUUCAUACACUUUGGGAAUAGAAAGAAAAGCUCCUGGUUUUACAUUAUUGAUAAUUAUAAUUUCUCAUUGAGAUCACACAUUUCAUAAGGUAACUCUCUGUACAAUGAAAGCAAAAAAGGUUUUUUUAAAUAAAAAAAACCCAGUUUUAAAACAUGCACUGAGGGAGACCAUGCUUUGUAUAGUGAGAUCUUGUAGGAUCACCAAUGGAAGGCCAAUUGGCAACAGGACAUUUCUCUGUGAUCCUGGUUAGCCAAGCCUUCCUUUUGACUUUCUUUUCUUUUCUUUAUAGAUUCAGGUAGCUAAGAAUUUCUUUUAUUCAUCCACUCAGUUAUCCUUUGAAAUGAGUUGCUGCUGUUUCCAUUUUGCAGCUGGAAACAGAGGUAGAAAGUUCUUGACCAAGCAAAAACUGAAAAUUUAAAACACUGGAUGGUAUUCAGCUAAGUUCAACUCAGUGUAGACAGAAUGAAAUUAAUGGAACCAACUUAGUCACGUUCAUUAUUUUCAAUGGAUCUACACUGAGUACCACCCACUUGCUUCAUUCAAAACCAAGCAAAACAGUAAUUUCCUGGGUGCAAUUAGUUUUGUAGGUUUUUUAAAAAAAUAAUUAAAGAAACAAGUAUUAUUUACCAGGAAAAUCAGGAAAACCUAAAUAAUUGAUAUACUGGUGAAAAUUAUUGAAGCUUAUCACUUAGCCCUGUAACUUAGAUGUAUGUUUUACUUGCUUUGAAGUACCCAAAGCGAAACAAAAAAAGGAAAGUCAGAUUCCAUAUGUGGAUAUAGCCAAAGCAGCAGCAUACAGGUUAACUUUUACAGCACAGUCCUUUGCAUGUCUACCAAGAAGUACCACUCAAAGUAGGUGGCUGUUAGUGACUUAAUGGAAGAAGGAAGUUAGCAUUGCUCAUCUGCAUCCAUAUCUGCUAUGUGUAUGUAAGCUUGAUUUCUCUCUUGGUUUGGAACAUAUAUGUUUAAAGCAGUUAGCAGAUGGCUAUUCAACGUGUUUCAGUUUUGUACAAUAUGUAACAAUAUGUCAUAUCAGGGAACUUAAGACUUAAGACUUGACUUAAGAUUUUCCUCAAUUUUUAUGGAUAAAAAGAUUGAAAGUUUAAAUUGCAACCCAGGCACUUUUUCCUCCAAGGGAAAAAAUGCACACCAUUGCAGAAAAAAAUUGAAAUCUUUAAACGGCCAUAAGGUGUCUUUAGGAAAGGGUCGCUGCACGUGAGAGCUUGCAACCAUAGAAAUGUCAGAGAGAUGCUGAGGCAGCAGGAGAAUGGCAGUGUAAAAUGUUUAGGUCAGUGAGGAACGAUAAGCAUAGUGAUCAAUAAUCGAGUGAUUUGUGAAAAGCUGUUGAUGACAGUGGAUUUAGCCUGGUACCAAAAGGGUACUAUAUAGGGAAGCCAUUUUGGGGAAAUAUCUAUGACAUACACCAAAGGGUACAAUCCUUAGCUUUGUUUUGCAUAACGUUCAUAAUAUUCUAUUAGGUCCCCCCCCCCCCAUGUAGAUGAAUUCUAUUGCAGAAAAACUCAAGCCCAGAGGAGACUGCAGUCCUAUUUAUACUUAUCUGUACCACUUCUGAAUAGACGUGUACAGUGGUACCUCAGGUUAAGUACUUAAUUCGUUCCGGAGGUCCGUUCUUAACCUGAAACUGUUCUUAACCUGAAGCACCACUUUAGCUAAUGGGGCCUCCUGAUGCCACCGCACCGCUGGAGCAUGAUUUCUGUUCUCAUCCUGAAGCAACGUUCUUAACCUGAAGCACUAUUUGUGGAGUCUGUUACCUGAAGUGUAUGUAACCUGAAGCGUAUGUAACCUGAGGUACCACUGUAUAGGAUUGCACUCUAAGAACCUUGAGGCUAACAAAUUCACUUUUGCUUAAGUUUUCAUGUGGCUGAACUCUGAUUUAAGGUACCAGGCUUAAAGAGUCAAGCAAAUUAUGGAGUUAGGACCUAGUAACCCUAGUAACUUCAGCGAUAAUCCUCAGGAACCCUGACCCAGUUGAGAUUUUUAUAGUUUGGCUUAGUGACUGAAGUAUGCACAAGUCUUUUUACUAAUCUAUUAAGCCUUUAGCUCCUUCCAUUGUGUGAGCCACAAUACGACUAGGAAGCCUCUAAUUAAGUAUAAUUUCUUGUUUUUUGCCAAACCUGUGUUAUUGGGUGUAAUGAAUAAAUAAAUGCUUACCAGCUUCAGAACCAGCCAGGAUAUUAAACAAUAGUUUAGGGUUACCAGAUGUCCCCAUUUCCCGGGGACAGCCCUUGGAUUUGCGAACAAAUUCUGGACAAAUUCUAUCCCUGGAAUGUCCCUGGAUUUCAUCUAAGAAAUGCAGCAACGGCAGUCUUAGCAGCUUGGAGCAGUAGGCUCUGGCUGGCUUCAGAAGCUGCUCGGAAGUCCGCAUAUGAUGGUGGUGCAGGGGCUCAAAGAUGCAGCUUCCGGGCUGCCUCCACCCACCCAGACCCCAGCAUCUAAGCUGUGAAGGGAGGCUUCAUGCUGCCUAUCGGAGCAGCCUCCCAACUCCUACUUGCGUGCAAGCAGGAGCAGGAGCAGGGCGGGGAUCUCUCAGCUAUGAAAGGAGGCCUCACGCUGCUUAUCAGAGCUUGUGUGCAAGCAGGAGGGGGCAGGGAUCUCUCAGUUAGGCAACGGGGAGCCUCCCUUCCCAGCUUCCCAGCAUGCAAGUAGGAAUGGGAUUGGGGCUGCUCCGAUGGGAAGGGAGGCAUCAUGCUGCCCGAGCCUCGCCACCACCGCUCUCGGCCCUCCUCCGCCUUCCAUGCCUUACCCACAGUGCAUCGCUUCCCCACCACCACCACCGAAGAACCAACAACUCAGGGGCUGCCCAGGCUCAUGGAGAAAGGAGAUAGAAGCCUCAGAGGAAGGGGAAACAUGGUGGUUGAGGUCAAGGCGGCAGUGGCCCCUCUGCCCUGCCAUCACUGCAGACCAACUUCCCGAAUGUGUAGUAUGUAUGUAUGUAUGUAUGUAUGUAUGUAUGUAUGUAUUUAUUUAUUUAAAGUGUCCCCGGAUUCAUUGAAGAAAAUCUGGUAACCUUACAAUAGUUUGCAGUUGGUUUCAGAUCUUGACUUGUUCCAAAGCUGAUAGCCCUAUUUUACUAGCGAAGGUGAAAUGUGAAACUAUGGUUAAAUAGAGGCACCCUGUUUCAACUGCACUCUGCAGCAAAGGGAGGUGUAUAAAGGGCAGAGUGGCGACAUGGCUGAGAUAACAAUCAUUUGAAUGUGUCUGUCCAUUGCCGAGGGCUCGCUGAGCUAGCUCUCACAGCCACAUGACUCUCGUCUGCAGUUCAGUCUUUAAUAGGAUAUUUGCUUGGAGGGCAGUAUUUCAGCUAACAGAAAUCUUCACAAAGGACUUUUAGCGAGUUUAUCUGUGUCUUAUUCUCAAUUGGCUUGGAUAAUGAAGUUUAAUUCAAUCAAACCUCAGGAGAAGUUUCUGAAUUCUCUCAUGCACGAUGCAAGUAUUUGCUUUUCCACAGAGUCUGAGGUUAGUGAGGCAUAUUGGAAGAGUUUACUGACUGUGCUUAGAUGAGCCACAGGGCCUUGGAAGGAGUUUGCACACUCAGCAGGGCUAGCAUUAGCACUCCACAGAGCCUAAGCAAGAGAGUAAAGCUUCAUUACAACAGUAGCUUCCAGGCUUUUGUUCCAGUUACCUUCAACAUUUUCCAGUGGGAGGAGAGAAGCAAGUCUACAUUUGAUGUUUUCAGAACAGUACAGAAGAGCCUUGUUUCUCCUGCUUCUGUUUCUAGGAGCAUGAAAAGAAAAUGAUCCCCCUACUUGCUUUUUCUCUUAAAAUCAUUUUUAAGGUAUUGAUGUCCAUUAGAAAGAAUGUAAGAACUUCACUUAAAAACCUCACAAGGGGGGGAAUGGACACCAGGGAAAGGGGUUCCCAGCAUAGCCAAAGUGGAAUGUUACACUUUACGGAGGAGUAAACCAUACUAAAGUAUUCUUUUUGGCGCCUGGUAAAAACAUUCUAGUUUAGACAAGCUUACCCAAAUGCUUAGAAAGUUGAGGUAAUUUUAAUCAAUUUCAGCAUUUUAACUUUAAAACAUACAAAAGUUAAAAUUUAAAACACAAGUAUGGAUGGAGCCCUUCUGCUGAUGGAAGCCUAGUUAUGAUCCAAGCCCAUGGGCAGAACUGAGUUAAUGAGCUCCAUCAGCAGAAGCACAAAGCACAAAGAAAUCUGCUUGAGUAAUGGGGCUUCCCCCACAUCCACUGUGCCCUCUGAAAUUGGCUUGUUGGGGUUUGAGGAAAUCCCCAGAACUGUGAGUGCACAGGGAAGAAGGGGGAUUGAUCCAUCUGGUGAACUGAAAUGCUUGCACAGAUGGAACGUUCAUAAAUAGUGCAAUGUUCAGUUCCACCCAAAGUCUGUAAAGCAAUCUUCUUUGUAGUUAUUUCUAUUCAACAAGUACUGCUUUAUAGUUUCAGCUGAACCCCUUGGGUCCUUUUAAGGUAGUAAAUUUAUAGUGCAAUCCUAUGCACGUCUACUCAGUAAGUUCCAUUGUUUUUAAUAAGGCGUAUUCCCAGGUAAGUGCAUAGCAGCCUUAAUAUUCUAAAAGAAUAUAACACAGACAACUUUACAUUUUCUCUUCAUACUGAGACCAACUCCAGUUGUUUUCGUUAGGAUCCUGAGGCUAAGGGAAAUAAGAUGGUCACAUGCACAGAUAUAGGUGUUGCAGAAAUUAUAGUAACUGCAGCAUAACUUCUUAGAAUUUGAAUAGUGAUGCUUAUAAAUCUGCUUAUAAGCCACUGAAAGUGCUCUGUUUCCUUUACAAAGGAUUAUGAAAGAGAUAUGUAUUGCUAAUUAAAUAACAUAUGUGAUGGAUUAGUGCUCAUCUCUUUUUAUAGAACUUAAUUAAAUAAAUGAGUGCAGCAUAUUUUAACACAAUUAGGCUUCCGUUAAGGUGCUUUCCAGCAUAAAUAUAUUGCUGAAACAUAGAUUAAACUUGUUGGACUUAGCUAUAGGUUUGGAAUGCCUGCUGAUUGCAGAGAUGCAGCAUAGAAUUUGCUCCAAGUUCGAAAGCCCACCCUGGACAAUUUUAAUGAUCUGCCAUAAGGCACCGAAGACAAAAUACUUUCUUUUUGUUACGUGUAGCUGUAGGCAUUGUACCAGUCAUAGCACAGGGAUUGUUUAUUUAUUGAACAGAUCUGAAAGAAAAAGCAAAUUGAAAUUAUUUUGCUAAUAGAUUCUUUACUGAAGAGUUACCUUUGUUUUCCAUGUUUUAAUGUAUAUAAAGAAAAAAAAUCUUUAAAAAAAUUGAUCACUUAUCCUCUGGUUCUGAGAAUGAACUCUUAUGCUAAUAGCUAAGUGAGGAAAAGUGUUGGAGACUGCAGAGUCAUAAACUUUAGGGCUCUGAGCCUGCUGCUAGAGACUGAGAGACUACUGAAGAAGAGUUUGGAUUUUAUAUCCCACUUUAUCACUACCCUAAGGAGUCUCAAAGCAGCUAACAAUCUCCUUUCCCUUCCUCCCCCACAACAAACACUCUGUGAGGUGAGUGGGGCUGAGAGACUUCAGAGAAGUGUGACUAGACGAAGGUCACCCAGCAGCUGCAUGUGGAGGAGUGGGGAAUCAAACCUGGUUCCCCAGAUUACGAGUAUACCGCUCUUAACCACUACACCACACUGGCUCUCUGAGCCUGACUGACAUGAGGAGCCCACAGAACAACGUUCCAAAAUACCUGGGCCUCUGGAGCCAGAGCCAGGAUCUUCAUAGAUGUCUUCCCUUCAGCCCAACAAACCAAAUGUCUCUCACAGUCCUCUAAAGGUCCAGUAGCACAGGGAGCAUGUACAGCAGAAGGUCAUGAAACAUAGCAGUAACUGUCUGCAGGCCAGAGGUUCUCCACAAGGGGACAGCACCUGGGAGGGGUAGUCUGGGGGCAGAAACUUAAAUGGAAUAAGGCAGUGUACAUGUUCCUAUUUGCUCUGAAUCCACUGUGUUCCCACCACUGAUUUGGGAAGUGGCGGACAACACAACAUUUAUCACAAUCCAUACCUAUCCUGUAUCUAUCUUCUCAUUUAUUUUAAGAAAAUAAUACAUUUUGAUGCAUUCCUCUCUGCCCCACCUCCAACCAGCUUCACUCUGAAUUGCGGGGAAAAUAAUUACAGUGGAACCUUGGGUUACGUACCAUCCCCCUUAUGAACGCUUCAGUUAACGAGUUCCGUAAACCCAGAAGUAGAUGCUCCUGGUUUUGAACUUUGCCCCAGGAUGCGAGCAGAAGUCAUGUACUGGCGGCAGCAGGAGGCCCCAUUAGCGAAAGCGCGCCUCAUGUUACAAAUAGUUUUGGGUUAAGAACGGGCCUCCGCAACGAAUUAAGUUCAUAACCGGAAGUACCACUGUACCUAGUUGUGUUUUAAGCAGGUAAUGUGUACACAGCCUUGGUUUGCUUUUGACUUUGGCUAGAACAAGUUGCUCACUUGGAGCUCUCCGUGGUGCUUAAACUCCUGACCUGCCACCUUUGCCCCAUGGGCUCUUUCACCAGACCAGUGGAGAAACAUUCAUUUAUUAAUAUUACAAUUACUUCUGAAAAAAACUUGCUAUUCUGUUAUGUCCAUUGAUUUCCAACACACACACCUCUCCGGAUCUGUUCUGUCUUGACACAUGCCUCUUUUCCCCAGUAUGGGUAUUAAGAAAAUGAAGUUUUACCCAUAACUUUAUGUCCAUGCCAAUUGUCACCUGAAUAUUUUCUGCACAUCCUAAUGUUGUUAAAGGAAUCCAAACAGGGGCUGUGAAUUCAAGAGUUACUCUACCAUCCACUUCAUCCAUUCUUCUUCCUCACUACUCCACCAAACUCUCUGCUUAUCCCCUUAUCUCAUAAAGCUUUUUUUCCCCUUUUGUUUUUACUGAUCCCUGAACCUUUAACAGUCAAAAUCUGGACCUGCAGUUGCAUACAUUUACAUGAAUUUUCACAAAUGAGCAGCACAAACAAUCAGUAUGCAUAGACUCAAAUGUUGCUGGUAAAAUGUGAAUUCAUGUCAAGAAUUUGUAUAUAAUCUGAUCAAUAUGCAGUUUUCAGGUGGAAACUCUGUAUUUUGGCAGAACUAUGUACAAGAUGUUAAUGCUGCCUAUUUGUGUACAUUCUCCACUCCUUCAUGUGAAUGCACAGUCAUCAGUAUUUAUGCACAUUUUCUAUUUGGCUCAUGUUAACCACAAAAUGUACAUAAUUUCUCCUGUAUAUUAGGUUUUAAAAUGACUCAAAAGAUUAGAAAAUAUUUGUGCGGUUGUAUAGAAAAACAUAGUUAUUAUCCUGUGUGUGUAUAUCUAUCUAUCUAUCUAUCUAUCUAUCUCUCUAUCUAUCUAUCUAUCUAUCUAUAUACACACACACACACACAAAGUAUUUGUAAUUUUAAAUUCAUACUGCUCUCUAGUGGGGAAUGCUUUCAAUGCAGAAGAUGCAUGGAUGUUGAAAAACAGAAACGGGCAUGCUGAUGUUAUUUCAUUAUUUGCAUUUAAGAUUUAUGCUUGUCCUCUUCCUAAUAGUAUUUUUGUAAGUCUUAGGGCCCCAUCUGAACUGUACACCUGAAGCACUAUGGUACUAGUUUGAACAGUCUUGGUUUCCCCCAAAUAAUUUUGGGAACUGUAGUUUGUUAAGGAUGCUGAUAGUUAUUAGGAGGACCCUAUUCCCCUCUCAGAGCUAUAGUUCUCAGAGUUUGUUCACAGUUGAUACCUCUUCCUGGGAAAUUCUAGUGCUGAUGUGGCUUAACCUUUUAAUAAAUAAAUAAAUAUUCUUUUGACAGAUGAUCGCUCUUUUGUUCCUUCUUCCAGAGAUAGUAGAUACAGAAUCCUUGCUGCCUUCCUCAGGGAAUAUUUGCUCUUUCGGCACUAGUUUAAUCAGGGAAAAACACUCUGAGAAGUUCUUUAUAUACUUUCAUUCCUUUUGGAUUUUUAUCCAGGCAUUCUCGACUUUCUGAUCUCUACCUACCUCAUAGUUUCUCCACUGUCAGUUUUAGAUUAUAAACUCCUUGUGAUCAGGAACUUUGUAAAUUGAUCAUAGAGCUCCAGAUGGCAACAUGCACACUGGCAUGUUAUAAAUAAUAAUAAAAAAUAAUUUUGCAUUCUGCUCUUAAUUCAACUUUUCAAUAAUUUUUACAGCCACCUUUUAUAGUAAUAUAGAGGCAUAGAAAAUUACCUUAUAGUGAGUCAGGCCAUUGGUCUAUCUAGUUCAGUAUUGUCUACACCAGGGGUUGUCAACCUGGUCCCUACUGCCCACUAGUGGGCGUUUCAGGAUUCUAGGUGGAUGGUAGGGGGUUCUAUGGUACAAGCUGAAUUCUCCUUCCAUUGAGCACUGGUAGGCGCUAAGGAAAUUUUACCAUCAAGAAAGAUGCAUUCGUGGGCGGUAGGUAUAAAAAGGUUGACUACCCCUGGUCUACACUGACUGGAAGCAGUUCUCCAGGGUUUCGUAUAGGAGCUUUCCCCAAGCCACUCUAUAGAUGCUGGGUACUGAAAUGGGGACACAAAGCGUACAACUAAGCUAUAGCAUUUCCCCCAUUUUGCAGAUGGAAAGAGAUAUAUUUUUCUGACAUCAUCUAAAAAAUUCAUGACUGAUCUCAGAAAUACAACAUGAUCCUGUUAUGCUGAAUCAGUAAAACCCAUUGAAUUCAGUGGGACUUACUUCUUGGUAAAUGUGCAUAUCAAGGCAAAUCUAGUAGUAUAAAUAUUAACAACUGGGAAACACUGGCCUGUGAGCACUCUAGUUGGAGAAUAGCCUCUACCAAAGGCGUGAUGGAUUUGAAGAAGCACGAACUCAGGACGAAAGGCAGAAACAAGCUAAGAGGAAGGCACGUUUGGCAAAUCCUCACCAUGUUCAACCCCCACCCAGAAACCUAUGUCUCCACUGUGGAAGGACAUGUGGAUCUAAAAUUGGCUUCCACAGUCACUUACAGACACACUGUUAAGACCUUAUUGAUGAAAGACAAUCUUACUCGGCUAUGAGUGAUUGACAAAGAAGAAAGCAGAAGCAUAAGUUUGCAGUUAAAGACCUUUAGAAUAUCUGGUUUAAGGGGUAGACCAUUUUAUUCCUUAACAUUUUGCUUUUAGCUGGCCUAUGAUCUCUGUUCACCAAAAUAUCUGAAAUCCUGGACACUAAUGAUACAUGUUUUCAUAAGCACAAAUAUAAUUUGUGGUUUUUACCAGUUAUGGUAAGUUGGCUAACUUAAUUUUGGUGUCCUUCGUAAAUGUUUUGUCUGAAGUAAGUGCCUCUUGUAUGUUUAAGCAAUGACUCAGAAAAAGCUCUGUCAUAUUUGUCUUUUCCAGUGUUUACUUCCUUUUCCUUUCCCACAAAGAAGCACAUCAAAAAUGGUGUUUGAAAAUUCUAUCUGUUAGAUAGAAUUCUAUCUGUUUCAGUAAUUCUCGGUAUUAACACAGGCUCCAUCUGUACUUCUCACAGUGUUUUAUGUGUCCGAAAAGGGUUAAUAGCUCCAUUUUACACAGUAUGUAACUCUGGUUACACUGAUGUGAAAUAUUGUAACUUGUCCAAAUUGUACAGCAAUUUUCCAGCAGCGCUGCAGCUGGAGUCUGUCUUUGUUGCCUGCAACUUAACUUACCAGUUACUAAACUCUAACACUUUCAUUUCUUGGGCCUUUAUCCUGAAAAUGUGCACAAAUCACAUUGUCUUCAGUAUCGUAGCACAUGCCUAUGCUUUCAGGAGUAUGGCCUUAUUUCAUAAAGAACUGCUAAUUAUUACUAGGGAUUAGUACAUUUUAAAUUUCCCUGUUGGAUUCUGAGUCUUUAAGAUGCAAUCACUUAAUAUUUUGAAGCAUUUCCCUGCAGCUAAUGAGAUUUAUGAUUACCAAAUGACAGCGUUGGGGAAAAACUCCAAAUAUCACAAGAUCUACUGUGUUAGAAUUGUAAAGUUUAGUGCACUACUGUGUGAAGUGUUUAAAAUGCCAUCCAUUCUGUGCUAUGCACAUGUAAAGAGGAGGUUUGGGAGCCUUAAAAAUGUAUUAGAUUUCUUGAAUAAAGCAGAGUCUUGGGCUGCAAUCCUUAAACCUGAAGUAAGUCCUAUUGAACUUGGUGGUGCUUACUUCUGAGCAGACAUAUAUAGGAUCACACUGUGAGUAGUUCAAAGAAGUAAUUAAUUAGACUAUCUUCAAAUGUGAGUUAGAUUAAUAACCUUCAAUGUCUGUAAUUUUUGAAUUCAUUAUUAGAAAUCAGAUUUCUCAAUUUGUGAUUUGGAUGAAGACCUUUAAGCUGCUCCACAUAGUGUUUUUUUUCUGUGAUAGCUGUGGUUGAGUCUUUCCAUACACUAGAGUUAGUGGAAGUAACAGAACUGACUGUGUCUUUUCUAACUACAAGCAAUGGGUUCAAUUUUUAAUGAUCUUCUAUUUUAAAUAAACUCACUGUAAAGAGAAUACUAAGCCAUCAAGGGAAAAUGGAAGCAGUCAAAAAUAUGAUUCCCCACCAGAUCUGAAAUUGUAUCUUUAUAUGUGUAGAAGGGACUUCACUGUUUGGCCCCCCUAUGGCAUGUUGAUUUUUCUGACGUUAGGGCCAGGGAGCCACACUAACCAGCCAACCAGGCAUUGCUAAUACCAUGUGAGAAACACAACCUUGCUCCAUUGACAUUAAGUGCAGACCACAAAAUUUCCACAGGAUGAAAGUGCUAGAUGCGCGGUACACACAUCACUCAUAGUUUUCUCUUUUGUUUAUCUUAGAAACUAUGAAGAAACCCUGGAGUCCUAA
Podarcis lilfordi (Lilford's wall lizard) is the source of this 71410-nucleotide messenger RNA. NCBI's taxonomy places the organism in Eukaryota, Metazoa, Chordata, Lepidosauria, Squamata, Lacertidae. The record is from the annotation of a GenBank genome assembly.